This is a messenger RNA of Pelobates cultripes (western spadefoot toad), 61648 nucleotides long. NCBI's taxonomy places the organism in Eukaryota, Metazoa, Chordata, Amphibia, Anura, Pelobatidae. The record is from the annotation of a GenBank genome assembly.
CCCCCCACCAACCAGUGGUACCACCCCCACCAACCAGUACCCACCCCCACCAACACCCCCCACCAACCAGGUACCACCCCCCACCAACCAGUACCGCCCCACCAACCAGUAAAGUGCCCCCACCAACCAGUAAGUACCCCCCACCAACCAAGUACCCACUUACCACCAACCAGUAAAGUGCCCCCACCAACCGGUAAGUGCCCCCCACCACCCAGCCAGUAGGGUACCCCCCCCAGUGCACCACCCACCAACCGUAGGUACCCCCCAACCAGGCCGAGUAAAGUACCCCAACCAACCAGUGCACCCCCACCAACCAGUAAGUACCAGUAAGUACCCCCACCCAACCAGUAAGUGCCCCCAACCAAGUAAGUACCCCCACCAACCAGUAAGUACCCCCACCAACCGGUAAGGGUACCCCCCACCAACCGGUAAGUACCCCCCACCAACCGGUACCAGUACCCCCCACCCCCACCAACCAGUGGUACCACCCCCACCAAAUUUUACCAACCGGUAAAUUGCCACCCCCCACCAGCCAGUAAGUACCACCCCCACCAACCAGUACCCACCCCCACCAACCAGUAACCCCACCAACCAGUAAGUGCCACCCCCACCAGCCAGUAAAUUACCACUUACACCAACCAGUAAGUACCGCCCCCACCACCAACCAGUAAGUUACCACCCCCCCACCAACCAGUGGUACCACCCCAGUGCAAGGUACCCACCAGCCAGUACCCACCCCACCCACCACCCCCCCACCAACCAGUAAGUACCACCCCCCACCACCAGUAAGUACCCCCCAACCAGUAAGUACCACCCCCCACCAACCAGUUACCACCACCAACCAGUUAACCAGUCCCCCACCAAGUAAGUUCCCCCCACCAACCAGUAAGUUCCCCCACCAACCAGUAAGUACCCCCCCCACCCAACCAGUAAGUACCCCCACCAACCGGUACCACCCCCACCAACCAGUACCACCCCGCACCAGUAAGUACCACCCCCCCACCAACCAGUAAGUACCACUUACCAACCAGUAAGGCACCCCCCCACCAACCAGUAGUGCCAGUUCCCCCACCAACCAGUGAGCAGUGCCCCACCCCACCAGUAGUAAGUUUCCCCCACCAACCAGUAAGUGCCACCCCACCAAGCCACCAACCAGUAAGUGCCACCCCCACCAACCAGUGAAGUGCCACCCCCACCAACCAACCGGUGAAAUUUGCCAGUGAAGUGCCCCCCACCAAUAGUAAGUGCCCCCCCCACCCCCACCACCAGCCAGUGAGGUACCACCCCUGCCCCCCAAUGGUAAGUUACUUUACCACCACCGGUAAGUUACCACACCAGCCGGUAAGUUACUUACCCCACCAACCGGUAAAGUUACUUACCAACCACCAACCAACCAGUAAGGCCACCCCCCACCAACCAGUGACCCCCCCCCACCACCGGUAAGUGCCACCCCACCAACCAGUAAGUGCCUCCCCCCACCAACCGAGUGCCACCCCCCACCAACCAACCGGUAAGUACUUUACUUUUCCCCCACCAACCCCUCCCCCCACCAGCCAGUGCCACCCCCACCAACCAGUAAAGUACCCCCCCACCAACCAGUAGUAAGCCAGUAAGUACCCCCCCCCCCACCAGCCAGUAACCAGGCACCACCCCCCACCAACCAGUAAGUACCACCCCCACCACCACCACCCACCCCACCAGCCAGUAAGUGCCCCCCCCCACCAACCAGUAAGUACCCCCCCACCAACCAGUAAGUACCACCCUGCCAGUACACUUUACCCCCACCAGUAAAGUACCCCCCCCACCAGCUUCACCCCCACCAACCAGUAAAUUACCCCCCCCACCAACCAGUAAGUACCACCCCCAACCAGUAAGUACCACCCCCCACCGACCAGUAAGUACCCCCCCACCAACCAGUGAAAUUACCCCACCAACCGGUGAGUACCCCCACCAACCAGUGAGUACCUAAAUCCCAGUGAGUACCCCCCCCAACCAGCAAGUACCACCAACCAGCAAGUACCUACCGACUUUGUGUACCACCUACCAACUGGUAAGGGUUCCACUUUGUGCCCCACCUACUGAUUUUGUGCCCCACCUUCCGACUGGUAAGGGUUCGACUUUGUGCCCGACCGACCGGUUAGGGUUCCACUCUGUGCCCCACCUACCGAUAGGUAAGGGUUUCACUCUGUGCCCCACCUACCGACAAGUAAGGGUUCCACUCUGUGCCCCACCUACCGACAAGUAAGGGUUCCACUCUGUGCCCCACCUACCGACAAGUAAGGGUUCCACUCUGUGCUCCACCUACUGACUUUUUACGCCCAACCAACCGACCGGUAAGGGUUCCACUCUGUGCCCUACCGACUGGUAAGGGUUCCACUCUGUGCCCCACCUACCGAUAGGUAAGGGUUUCACUCUGUGCCCCACCUACCGACAAGUAAGGGUUCCACUCUGUGCCCCACCUACCGACAAGUAAGGGUUCCACUCUGUGCCCCACCUACCGACAAGUAAGGGUUCCACUCUGUGCUCCACCUACUGACUUUUUACGCCCAACCAACCGACCGGUAAGGGUUCCACUCUGUGCCCUACCGACUGGUAAGGGUUCCACUCUGUGACUUAAAGACCGACCAGUAACUACCCUCUCAUAUCAAAGCAUGUUAAACUGUACCUAACCAGACCUACUAACCAGUAAUAACACUUCCUACAGCGACUAAACAAGUACCCCGCCCACCGUGGACCUAGUAUUACUUCACUAACCACAGCCACAAAAGAGAAUUAACCUAACUCACUGUGGUCAACAAAACAGCAAGAGUAUCACUUACCAUAGGACACAAAAAUAACACAAAUCAUGACUUCGUACUCUAACUAGUAAGUACUAUAUUCAUGAAAGCUCAUGAGUCAGUACCCUGCUCAGGGCAGCUAAAACACUACAUUGCUGAUUCUUUCUAGAAUCUGUCUCUCUGAACAUUUUUCAGUUUAUGGAGUUUUUUUGUUUUUUUUAAAGAGGCGCAUAAUACAAACUCCACCCUGGCACUUCAGCUAUUAUUGAAUUUUGUUUCCAUAGCUGGAGAACAGUUAACACAUGAAUCAAACCUACACAUUUGGCUUCUGCCUUCUUCCCCCACUUCCUGGCUAUUGCUCUAUACUUGUAUUCAACAUCUGAGUCAACCCACCCACUGCCCUCUAUGCCAGCCUCCACUGUUCCUCCAACCUUGUUGCUGUUAUCAGUUUCAAAUCAAUAUUGAUCACUGUUUAAUAUUUUAACAUUGCUUGCCUGAGAGGGCCAUGUAUUACAAAUUUCUGAUCCUGUACUCAGCUUAUACCUAAUUUGUAGAGCAAAUGUGGUACCAUUUUUGUUAAGUAGAUUUCAAAAUGCAAUUAAGUUAAAGGACCACUAUAGUGCCAGCAAAACAAACUUGUUUUCCUGGCACUAUAGGGUCUUUAGGUUCCCCCCACCCUCAUGGCCCCCCUCCCACUGGGCUGAAGAGGUUAAACACUUACCUUUCUCCAGAGCUGGGCUCCCUCGGCGCUGGGGAACUCUCCAUCCUAUUUUGACGUCAGCACUGAAUGCGCAUGCACGGCAAGAGCCGCGUGCGCACUCAAUCAGUCCAUAGGAAAGUAUUUCUCAAUGCUUUCCUAUGGACGUCAGCGUCUUCUCACCGUGAAUUUCAACGUGGGAAGCGCCUCUAGCGGCUGUCAAUGAGACACUAGAGGCUGGAUUUCUCUGAAACUGCUAUGUUAACAGCUGCAGGGUUAACCCUAGAUGGACCUGGCACCCAGACCACUUCAUUGAGCUGAAGUGGUCUGGAUGCCUAUAGUGGUCCUUUAAAGGACCACUAUAGUGCCUUGAGGGUACCCCCCACCCUCAGGGUCCCCCUCCCGCCGGGCUCGAUGGCGAGGAAAGGGUUAAAACUUACCUUUUCUCCAGCGCUGGGCGGGGAGCUCUUCUCCUCUUUGGCUGAAUGCGCACGCGCGGCAUGAGCUGUGCGGGCAUUCAGCCUGUCUCAUAGGAAAGCAUUCAUAAUGCUUUCCUAUGGACGCUUGCGUCUUCUCACUGUGAAAAAUCACUGUCAGAAGCACGCAAACGCCUCUAACGGCUGUCAAUGAGACAGCCACUAGAGGCUUUAGAGGGUGGAUUAACCCAUCUCUGAAACUGCUAUGUUUAUAGAAGAAAGGGUUAAUCCUAGAGGGACCUGGCACCCAGGCCACUUCAUUAAGCUGAAGUGGUCUGGGUGCCUAGAGUUGUCCUUUAAUGCCUCGUUUCCACUGGGCGGAAUGGUUUGAGUCGGUACAGUUUGAAAGGGUUAGAAUGGUCAAGCCUAUUCAGGUGAGCAUUUCUACUGCAAGUCGGACUGCCAGGGGGCAUGCAAGGUUUAGACCAAAUGCCUAGCGUGUCAUUUGUUGUGAGCAUUGACAUUUCAUGUCCGCCAAUCAAUGGAUUGUAUAGUGUGACGCUAGUAGCUCCGCCCUAACUGUACCGUAUCAUUUCCUAUGAACCUUCAUCUGAAGGGGGCCUAGGAUUGGUUUGGUUCGGUUGUAUGGGCCACUUUCAUAAUGGAAACACUCAAAAUAGCGAACCGAACUGUUCCGCUCAGUGGAAACGAGGCAUAAGUUAUCUUUUACUAACUGUCUCCUGAAUUUUUAUCGCUAAUUCUGUACCAAUCAUUACAUAUAACUGUUAAAUUGUGAAUAGAAAUUUGCAUGCUAACAAUUUUGUAGUUACAAAAGAUAUGCUUUUUAAAGUUCCUUGAUAUCUAUUUAUUAUUAUUCUUUUUUUAAUUGAAGGAAUUACCUAUACCUAAAAUAUAAACUCAAAAUAAUACUCCCCUCUCCUGAGCAUGAUCUUUUGAAAAAUUGUUUGUCUUUAUGUAUUCUUGAUGAAGCUAACUUUCUUCUCCUACUCUGGAUAAGUCCCAGGCUGCUGGUAGGAGAGAUGCUUCAGAGGGUUACUGCUGUCACCCAACAUUUUGAUAUUUAAAAGUACACUCUUUGGUUUUGUUGUUCAAAUGCUGUUCCUUUUCUCAGGUUGUGUUUACGUUUGCCAGAGAUCAGACCUCUAAUGGCUGUAAGACUGAGAGGCACUUACUUCUUCGAAAAUCAAAUGUCUUCAAUUGUCACACCGCAUGAUGACACUGAAUGCAGUUAAUGGAGCUCUAGUGUCCGGAAUACAAGCAUGCAUUCCUGACACUAGGGCUGGAAUGCAGUAAUAGGUUCCUGGUACCUUUCUCUUAUGCCGAAUCAGUCUUGCCAUGGCUGGCCCUGCCUCCUUGGCUGAAAUCAGUUAUAAUCUAAGCCAAUCCAAUGUGUUUUCCCAUAGAAAAUGCAUUGGGAGGCUAUUGCAGAUGUGUAGCAAAAUGCUACGCUGGGCCAAUCUGCAUUUCCUUGUAGAGUUGCUGAACGCCCUGUGUUGGACACUGUGCAGCACUGACACAGGAAGCACUUCUAGUGGCAGUCUCAGUGACGGCCACUAGAGUUGUAACUAGCCACAAAUGUAAACACUGCCUUUUCUCUGCAAAGGCUGCAGACACAUGCUAUAUUAAAAAAAAACAACAACAAAAAACACUAUAUUAAGCUGUAGUGGGUCUGGUGAAUAUAGUGUCCCUUUCAUGCCAAAUUAAUCCAAGAUUAUGGCGAUCUUAGAAGCAGAGCGCCUGCUGCUUGGAGAUUGUACCUGUGAUGGAAUAAAGGAAAGUUUUUAAUGUUUUUCUAGGAGUGAUCUGAAUAUAAAGCAUUGGAACACUCUUAAGAUUAAAAAAAAAAAUGUAAUUCUAAUCUUUCUUUAACUGCACGUCUUUCUGAUUGUGUAAUUUUCUGUCUAUUGGGAAAUAGGCAGCCCUCUAAAAUGAUCAGUUUAGCUUUGUAGUGAUACCUUAGUUUGCCCACUCUAGAGCAUGAACAUUUCUUGUUGGAGUUAAAGUGGAUUUGUCACUUCUUGGAUUUUCCCCAAACCCAGUGGCUCACUAUUAAAUGAAUGCCCACAACACAUGCUCUUGUACUGCAUUUGAUAUUAAAGGCGCCGGGAGCCUUGUGAAGCCGCGCCCCCUUUUUCGUCAAAAUGACGAAAUAGGCGGACACGAGCAGGGAGCAAUCAGACGCUUCCAUUUGGAAUCGUCAUUGCUCCCUUGUGCGCAUGUGCGGCUUUGCCGCAUAUGCACACAUACUUCAGAGGGCGGUAUUCAUGAAGUCCUGAGCGCAUUACCGCGCAUGUGACUGACAGCUCAGCUCGCGGUCUUUGCCCGCCCACAGAAGAGAGAAGGUGCGCGCACACAGUGCCUUCUCUCUCCUGCACACGUCUGAUGUGUACAAGGCCUUUUUAUCCCCUACAUGAUAGGAAGUCCCUCUGGUGGCCACUGGAGGUAUUCCUAUCAAUCAAUGUAAACACUGUAUUUUCUCUGAAAAUACAGUGUUUACAUUAGAUUGCCUGCAGGGAGCUAUAGAUCAUACCUGAACAACUACAUUAAGCUGUAGUUGUUCAGGUGACUAUAGUGUCCCUUUAAAGGAUCACUAUAGUUUCAGGAAAACAAAGCGGUUUUCCUGACACUAUAGUGCCUUGAGGGUGCUCCCACCCUCAGGGUUCCCAUCCCGUGGCGCUGAAGGGGUUAAAACCCCAUCAGCCACUUACCUUAAUUCAGCACCAGGCUCCCUCGGCGCUGGUGACCUCUACUCCCCCGCCGACGUCAGCUCCCUCGUCCGACGUCACUGGAGCCGAAUGCGCAUGCACGUCAAAUGCCGCACGUGCAUUCAAAGUUUCCAUAGGAAAGUAUUUCUCAAUGCUUUCCUAUGGACGCUCUGCGCGAUGGAGGUGAAAUUCGCCUCCAGCGUCACAGAUGCGCCUCUAGUGGCUGUCCGAAAGACAGCCACUAGAGGCUGGAUUAACCCCAAAUGUAAAUAUAGCAGUUUCUUGUGGAAUGCUGGUGUCAGACUACAGAAGUAUCUACCUACACCAUAAUCCUUCAAUAAGAUUUAUUCUGAUAAAAGUGACAGGUAACUCUAAGAACAAUAGCAACCACAGUGUGCAAUUGUGGUUUUGUGUGCCCAUGCUGAAGCGCUUUAUGUGUGAAGAAUGUAUCUUACACCUACUUGCUGCCAAUCACUUAUAGUUUAGCUCAGUGGAGCUAAACACAAGAAGCUGCAAAUGCACAGAGUUCCUGCCUUGCUAGACUUUUCAUUGAGCUGCAUUGGGAAGUCUGUGAUUGGACAGACACAGAAAGCCUGGACCAGGUUAGAAGGUGAGAGCUUGCAAAGGUUUCAGACAAUGAAUCUGCAGUUUUUUUAAACCUACCCACCCAAUGAAAAAAAAUCUAUGAUUAAAGGUAUGUUUUCUUUAGGGAUUUAGCUACUAAACAGUUAUUUUUAUUUGUCCAUUAGCGUCUUCCUGUUAGCGGAAGUUCCUAAUUCAGCAUUGGAUAUCAAUUCUGUCUAGCUUUCACAUUUUUUACAAAUACAUUCCAUCCAAUUCUGACAGAAUUUGAUUUCUUAAAAGUGUUUGAAAACCAUUUGACUCUUAACAGCAGAAUGGGGCCAGGUGAUUCUUGGCACCAUAAACACUACGGCAGGUUGUAGCUGUCUUGUUGCUUGAAGUGUUCAUUUAAUCCCUUAAAGACACAUGACAUGAUAUGAUUCCCGAAGUUUGGUCCUUAAGGGGUUAAAUAAUCUGCGUGAAAGUAACAGAUUACAUUCCCUAACCCUUUCUGAUGUGGCAUAUUUUACAUUUCCUGUGUGUUGAAGCAAAACAUUUAACUAUAAUGUGAACAGAUGGUGUUUUGCUGUUGGAUAUAUGUAAACAGUUGAUUGGUACAUGUAAAGUUCUAACUAAGAGCACAAACAUGAUUAGACCCUCUUUAAUUCCUUAAGGACAAAGACUGCUUUAGUUGUUUGGAACAUAAACAGUCAAUCUAUUAUGACACUUUUUCUGUGUUUGUCCGCUAUAAUUAACCUCUGCACCCACAUAUCCCUUAUACAUGACUGACAGAUUUACUUUAAUACCAGAUUUUUGUGUGCACAGUAUGUAUAUUUAAUAUGAAUAAAUCUAAAGUAAUUUGGAAACUUUUUUUUAAUUAGUUUUUGUAAUUUUUGCAUAACUAAGUCAGGUACAGAAAAUUACCAGGAUUACUUAUUUUUCUCGGUUUGGGGAAGGAAUCAUAUGACUACAGUUUUCUUUUUUAUUUUUAUCUGUCCCAGAGAUUAGUUUUUUAGUUUUUUUUUGUGUGUGCUGUUUAUACCGGGGCAGGCAAACUUUGUCGCUCCAGAUGUUGUGGACCACAUCUCCAAUGAUGUUUUGCCUGCUUUAUGGAUGUAAUAGCCAUAAAGACACAAACGUAACAGUACUGUUGGUCUUGAAGACUGCUUUACAACAAUUUGCUUAAAUUCAUACUUUUAUAGUUGAAAUCAUUUUACAAUUAAUAUUGCUAAUCUUGCAGUUUCAUUUUCAUAUGAGUAGUCCAGCUAGGGAGAGCUGGGCUGCACGUGCCUUGGUGACUGGUUUUGGUCAGACCACUCAAAAGCAGUUUGACCAAGAAUCCAGGACUAUGCCCACUGCAACCACUUUGAGCAUGUCGCGGUUUAUGGUGCUUAAUCUGUUCUUAUAAAUGCAGAGUGGGUGACUCAUCAAGUCAGGCACUGUGUGCAGUAAUAACAUAUUGCCUUAUUUAUUCUUUCUGUAGAUACAUGAACUAUGGCUUCCAGACAUUGGUAAACCGCAAAUCCUAUAGAACAUUAAUACAAGAAUUUUAACAAAGAUUAAAAACGGUUUAUUAAUAAAAUAUGUAGUACCCCAAGCUGCUUGUCUUGUAGAUGUACAUGGCUGCCAUCAGAGUUGUUUUGUAAAGGAAAGAAAAUGUUUGAUACUACUGCCGAAAGUUAUAUUAAUGUAUAUAUUUUUUUCAAGUUAGAAAUAAAGAAAUUGUAUGAUAUACUGUGUAAUAAAUGGGCAAAUGUUUUGAUAAGACUACAUGGUGGAGAAAUAAAACCUUUUGAAGUUAGCCUUUUCCAUGGAAUCAGAUUUGUCAUUGUUGACAUACUUGCACGGCUCAAGAUUGACUAAGGGCUGUGAUUCUUUUACCAAAAGUUUUACCAAAAGUUGUUUUUACUUGACAUGUCCGGCAUGUGAAAUCAGUUACCUUACUCACUACAUUGCUGUAUACAUUCAACUGUGUUUACAGGGGUGAGGGAUUAAGGAAAUGUCACUUCCAGGGAAGUGACAUCUCUGCUUUAUUUGUGAUUAUAUUGCUUAUGAAAAGUGUGUAACUUGUAAGAUAAAUAAUCUUGUUUAUGUAAACAAGUAUGAACAUGGUCAUCAAAUAAUGAAAAACUGGUUUAUCACUAACCUUUUUCAUAGAAAGCAAAAUUACUGCUCCCAGCCAAUUAAUUUGAACCCAUUAAAUACCAGCAACAUAUUCGGGGUUAACCGAGAUUCAUUUUUCAGAGCCGAUACUGAUGUUGAUAACUGGUACAGCUAUUCUGCACGUUUAAAGUUUUCAAAGUAACACAAUCUCUACACAAAUGUACCAUUACCUGAACACAUGUUUUUGUUUUAAAUUUAAAACAUAGCGGUACUCUUAUAAUUUAAAUUAUUUUGCAUAUUAUGUAGACUUUUUUUAUUCCCAUAUGAGGAAUCCAGCAAGGGAGGGUAGAGCAUGACUUUGGGUUUGGUCACACUACCCAAAAGCAAUUUAACCUAGAAUCUGUUAAAAUAUAUAUAGAUGUAGACGACCUGAGAAAGAGGAAUAAAAUAUACCACCUAGGAUUUUCUCAUCCUUAAUGGGUAGUAUAUUUUAUUCCUCAUCCUCUGGUCCUAUACCAGAGGCCUGGGAGUAUGAGAGUUCUGCGCAGUAUCUGAGGUGUUCAGAGAACUGCACUUUUCUGGACAACAAUCUCAGAUGUCCCACCUGCAGUCUGUUGAAGCCACACACCCAAACUGGGAGUCACAGCCCUGAGUGCUCCAUUCACAACUGGUACUACUACAUCCUUUCUAGCUCUUCUUUCAGUUCUUGGCAGUUGUCCAUCUUCUCAUGUUCCUUCUUCCUGAUGUUAUAGUCAGUGGGUAUUGCCACAUUUACAACAACUGCAGUCUUCUUCUUGUUUACCACCACAUUGUCAGGUUGUUUGGCCAGUACAUGUCUGUCUGGAUCUGGAAGUCCCACAGGAUCUUAUCCCUAUCAUUCUCAACUACCUGCUGUGGUAUCGCCCAUCUGAGCCUAGGCAGGUUCAGCCCAUAUCCUGAGCAGGUGUUUUGGUUCACAAUCCCAGCAACUUGGUUGUGUCUUUCAGCGUAUGCUGUUCCUGCUAACAUUCUUGCAACUGGCAACUAUUUGCUGGAUUGUCUCUGAGGCCUCUUUGCACAGUCUGCACCUUGGGUCUUGCCUCUGUGGCAGACCCUUACCGCUAUCAAUCUGGUGUUGAGUACCUGUUCCUGCGCUGCUAGGAUUAAUGCCUCAGUGCUGUCUUUCAGUUGUGCCUUUUUCAACCACUGGUAGGAUUUUGUCAUGUGAAACACAUCCACUAUCUGCUGGAGGUACACCCAAUGGAGAGGGUUUUCUUGCCAUGGAACCUCCUCCUUUUCUGCAUCCUCCAUCUAUUGGCAUUCCCUUAGCACUUCAUCUUUGGGAGCCAUCUUUGUGAUGUAGCUAGGGCAAGAGAUGCUGCUUAGAUGAGUAAGGUUUGUAAUAUCAUUGCUGUCCUGAAGAACAAGGGAAAUUCUUUUUUUUAUUAAAUGUUUUUAUUUGCUAGCACAUUGUAUAAACUAAAUGUAAUGUACAUAACAUCUAGCUAAAUGUGUGUUAAUAACAGGCACACAUAAUCAGUGUUCCAGUGAAGUACUAAAUGUACUAAGAUUUCCCCCCCCCACCCCCUUAAUCAUGGAUUAAAUUAAUCUCAAAUUUUCAGUGCUAUUACUGCAAGAGAUUUGCAUCACUGCAAAUUUGAGUCUUCUGUGGGAAAAGCUAGUCUUAUGGUUUGACUGGUGUGUGCAGAUCCUUGUUUAACAAUGUAUUGACUAUCCAAUGACUUUAGAUGGAAGGGGUUUUCAGUCACUUUUUGCCCCCACGAUAAGGAUCUUGUAAUACAUUUGUUUUACCCAUUAAAACAUUGUGACUCAAAAUGUACACUGGCCAUAAAUAAACAAAGAAGCAAACCCGUUUAGUAGUAAUUUCAUUAUGCAUGUUAUUUCAUUGGUAGACUUUUGGUUUGAUGUGCUUUCAUUAUGAGUUUUCCAGUUGUAAUACGUUUUACCUGUCCACCUUUUUCUGAUUUUUUUUUUUUUUUUUAAUUUGGUUUACAUCCAUAACCAAUAGGAGAAGCUCUGUAUGUGUACUCGCAUGACUUUGCGUGCGCAUAAUUUUUCUUUGGUAAAGUGCCAGUAAUGGACACUUUCUUAUUUUUUUAUUUAUUUUAUUUUUUUUUUUUUUAAUAAAUUCUUUUAAUUUUUCACAAAUACAAAUAGACAUAAAACAAACAUUCAUACCCAUGUCUAAGGCAAAGGAAAGGUUUUUGUACUGUAAGAACAAUCAGGAUGUGGAAUUCUCAGCCUGAAGUGGUUUUAUCAAACAGCUACUAGAUGCAUACUUGCAAAAACAGAAUAUUCAAGGAUAUAAUCUUUCAAUGUAGGGUAAUAACUGCUUGAUUCAAGGAUCAAUCUGCCAUUCUGGGGUCAAGAAGGAAUUUUUUUCCUAGCUUGUUGCAAAAUUGUGCUUCAAACUGGGUUUUUUUUGCCUUCUUUUAGAUCAACAGCAAAAAACAAAUGUGAGGUAGGCUGAACUUGAUGGACGCAAGUCUCUUUCCAGCUAUUUAACUUUGUAACAUCUUUGUUAUAUUCUAAAUAAUUAUUCAAAUAUAUUAAAACAUGCAUAAAAAAAACUACAUAACAGAAGAAGCUGUUUUGGCCCAGGUGCUAUUAUAUCUUAAAGUUCAAUUAGGGUCCUACUCUAUUUUGUUAACCCAAUCUUGCCAAAAAAUGUCUUUUUGGAGCAUUCAUGAAUGGGAUGCUUAGAUCUCUUUCCAUCUUUAUCUGGACUUUAAUUUGUUCUUUAAUGGGUUCCCAUGCAAACUCUUGGUUAUUUUUUUCAGUUUCGUGCCAAUAUAGUUUUAUAAGCAAUAAAACAAUGUAUAAUAAAAUUCUGAUGUUUGAAUGACAUAUUUGGCCAAUGCAUAUGCAACAAUGCAACUUCAGGUUUUCUAUCUAACAUUAUUCCAGUCUUAUCCCUAAUAAAUCUAUAUAAUUUUAUUACAUUCUGAAUAUUCGGGCAGCUCCACCAAAUGUGGAGAAAUGACCCCUCCUCCUUGUCGCAUCUCCAACACUUUGCCGAAGCACCUGGAUACAUCUUAGCUAAUCUUUUUGGAACCAGAUACCACCUAUUCAUACGUUUAUAAUAAAUUUCUACUAAGUUCAAACAUUGUACUUGGUUACACGUGUUAUUGAUUGUCUUACACCAAAUGUUGCUGAUCUAAUAAACAAUUAAGAUAUUUUUCACAUUUGUUCUUUUGGGGAAAGCUUAAUGAAUAAUGUUUCUAAUAACCUCUAUUGAUUUUGCUAAAGCCUUUGGGACGACCUCCCUUGAGAAAAGGAAUUAUAAAAACUUUAGGGAUCUCAUAGUAUCCCUGGAGAGGUGUUUCAGCAAGCAGUUCCUGACUCUUAAAUAUGCAAACCUCUCAGUAUCGGGUAACUGGGAUGUUUGCACAAUAGAUUUGAAUGUCAUUAACUUAUCUUGAAUUAGUAUCUGUGACGCUUUGUAUAUUCCUUAGUCUUUCCAUCCAACCAGGGAUACAUUUUCCACAUUUACCUCUAUCUCUAAACUUGAGGAAUCAAAAAUUGCAUAUCUAAGACCUAUUUUUAAUUUUAUUUCUUCCCAGACCGGAAAUAACUGGGCCCGUAUUAUUAAUAUUAAUACCCAUUUUUUUUUUCAAUUCCAAAUCAAGCCCUCAGUGUGUUUAAGACCCAAAUCUUUCAUUUCUAUUUUAAAGGACCACUAUAGUGCCAGGAAAACAUACUCGUGCCUCCACCCUCAGGGACCCCCUCCCGCCUGGCUCUGGAAAGGGGAAAAGGUGUUAAACUUACCUUUUUCCAGCGCUGGGCGGAGAGCUCUCCUCCCCGUCGGCUGAAUGCGCACGCGCGGCAAGAGCUGCGCGCUCAUUCAGCCGGUCACAUAGGAAAGCAUUCAUAAUGCUUUCCUAUGGACGCUGGCGUGCUCUCUCUGUGAAAAUCACAGUGAGAAGCACGCAAGCGCCUCUAGUGGCUGUCAAUCAGACAGCCACUAGAGGGUUAGGGGGAAGGCUUAACCCAUUCAUAAACAUAGCAGUUUCUCUGAAACUAUGUUUAUGAAAAAAUGGGUUAACCCUAGCUGGACUUGGCACCCAGACCACUUCAUUAAGCUGAAGUGGUCUGGGUGCCUAGAGUGGUCCUUUAAGCCAGCCUUCAUCCUUAGCUGUUACUGUCUGAGAUCUAUAGAAAUGGACAAUUACAUUCGCCCAAUACAUAAAUCUUAUAUUAGGAAAAUUCAGUCCCCCAUCUUUUGUUUUCAAGGAUAAAGUAUUUCUACAAAUUCUAUUUUUUUUUCCUUUUAUUAAUAAAGUUUUCCAAGAUAUUUUGCAAUAUUGUUAACCAGCUAUCAGGCAUUUUGAGAGGUAACAUUUGGAAUAAGUAAUUCCAUUUAGGGAUAAUAUAAGAAUUAAUAACAUUAAUGCGACCUGCCCAAGUAAUCUGUAUAUUUCGCCAAGUUGUAAUGGACAUUUUCUGAGCAGUAAUUAACCCCUUAAUUUCCAGACAUUAGACAAAUUCUUUUGUAUCUUAAAACGUGUGGCAUGUUCAACUAUGUUGUUGUCCAGCUAAAGACUUUUAAAUAUACGUGACUAGUGGCAUUGUAUGUUUCUUAAUAACCUGCUUUAUUCAGCCGUUCAUCUCCUCUGCCCCUUGUUACUAACUCCUGAGAAGACCGGUUUGGCUUAAUUGUAGGCAAAUAAUGACUUGCCUUCACACAGAAAAAUGAGAUGGAGAAUGUUCUUCAAAAGAGGGUUGGGCAAUUGGAAUUGUAUUUCAACAACAUCAUGAAGGCUGCAGGUUUGCCAGCCUUGCUUUGAAUCGUACUUUACCAUUAUUACUCCUCCUUUGUUUUUCUUUUUCAGUGGAUUUUAAAAAAAAUAAAAUAAAAUGUCCUUACCUCAAAAUGUAUUCUAUCAGUGCAACUAUUGCAGAAUAUGCCUAUAAUGGAAUAGGUAUAUUCUGCAAUAGUAUAUAUUUUCCAAUUUUUAUUUAACACAUAAAAACGAAAUCUUGUGGUCUGUUUUCCACGAUGAACGACUGGGUAUCAUGUAAAAUUAAAGGGACACUAUAGUUACCAAAACAACAGCUUAAUGUAGUUGUUCUGGUAAGUAUAUUCCUUCCCUGCAGGCAUUUCCAUGUAAACACUGCCUUUUCAGUGUGUAAAAUCUGUAAUUGUUUUUCUCCUUUGUGCAUAUUGUUAUACCAUGCCUUCUGUCCUUAUCCCAGCUGCUGUAUGCAUCCAAUUAAAAGGGACCCUCCGUGCACCAUCUAAACCUAUGGCAUAAGAAGACCAGCUUGCACAAAGUUAUGUAUAGCUGCAGUAAUUGUGAAAAAAAUACUGUUGCUGUAAGCCCACUUACUAAACAACACAUGCCUCAAGAGGAAUAUAUACUUACUCCCCUGCUCAGCCAAAUAUUUACGCGGCGUAUGAAUGCAAUUCAAAUAGAAUUCUCAUUACAGACUUCUUUAACAUUUACGGUUACGAAGCCUAAGCUAAGCCGGUUAACAUUGAAAAGCCUGCAGGGAAUGGCUAUAGAAACCAGAACCACUACAUUAUACUGUUAACUAUAAUGUCCCUUUAACAUAUAGGAUGUACGCAAAUGAAAUCUGAAAAUAAAAUGUCACUUAUAGAUUUGUUUAACCGUUUAAAGACCAAGGAUCUCUUGAGAUGCAAUGAUAUUGUGACCAAUAAGGUUUUGCCAUAAGUUCAUCCAUUCUGUUUAAGUGCGCCCAUAAAUUAGAGAUCUGCACUGCGUGACGGCAUAGGCAGUCAUGUUUUCCUUAAGGGGUUAAUAUUAAUAAGUUGAACUGUAGGACCGUCAGAAUGCAGCUCGGGUCCCAUGGCCAGUCUUUGUCAGGACAGUUACCCAAAACUAUGGAUUGUCCCAGGAACUAAAGUUGUACUGACAACCUUUUAUUGUGAGUAAUAUCAGAUCUGUGCAUAUUUUUAUAAAGUACGCAAGGAAUAAAACAAAUAUUUCCCAUAAGCGACAAAGUUUUGUUUGCAGUUGUGUUCAAACUGCUUGGGAGCACACUACACUGUCUGCCUACAGAGAGACUCUUCUAGUUAAAGGAGGAAGAACAGAUACAGAAAGACUGGCAAAAUUACAUAAAGGAAAAGCAGCAUAAGACCUUUUCAAACCGCAGGGAGAGAAACAUGUCUGUGCAGAUACAGUUCAAAACAGCUGAAUUUAUCAUUACUGUGACCAGCGUGGUUAUAUUUACUUCCUAAAUGGUAAUUUGUUUAGUUAUUUAAAAUGCCCCCAGGACCAGUGAUAGGUCCUAAUUGUUACAGUCCAGACACAUCAUUGGUCCUACACUGGCCAAGUAUACAUUUUACAAAUGAACCAUUCUUUCUACACAAAGCAUCAAAUAUUUUAAUAGUGUAUUGAUGUUUGUUAUACAUUAAUAUAUAGAAUAAUAAUCUUUUGUCAUAGUUGGCAUAUUUAGGGUUAAUGCUGGUGUUUAUAUUGUAAUACCACAAACAUUUGAAUACUUGGCAGGAAGCUUUCGUGGCUGUAAAUAUUGUUCAUGGGAUGUGGCUUUUACCACAGGUAGUAUGAGUAUUUUUUUAUUUAAUUUUUUUGUUAUUUUUCUUUCUAUACCUCAGAACUUUGCACAAUACCACCUAUCUUGGUGGAUUUAAUCUUAGUCAGGUGUAUUGCGUUUCAUAAUUACCAGUAUUUAAUUUAACACAAUGUUGGCUAAUAGAUAUGUAUAGAUAGUAUGUUGAAGUGUACUCUGUGAAGAGCUUUUCCCUCCUUGGUGUCUGUAAGACGUUUCUUACAAGCCCAGACAUGUUUUCUUAUAUAUUCACUAAAUGGCCAGUUGAUAAAUUUCAGUUGGUAAAGCUUAUUUUGCAAUUCCAAUUCUGUCCUACAUUUUGAAGUGUUUACAUUCCUGCUUACCGUUAAGGUAUACCAGUCAUGCUGGAAUAACUCUCACUGUUAUGUCUUUUUCAUAAAGAUAGAUAUUUCCGGUGAAGGCAUACAUAAAAUAACACUCUGGGCAGCAAAAAUUGAAGUGUGUGUCAUUUUGUCCUCCUAUUAAUGCAAAGUUUUGUUCACAUUCAAAUGUGAUUUGAAAAAAAUAAAAUGUUUUCUUGCUUUAUACAUUGACACUAUGACUAUGCCCUUAGCCAUACCCUCUCUUUUCACAAAGCAACUUUCUCAUUAGAUAAUUUCAGAGUAUGUACGUAAUCAAUGAGAAAACCGUUUGAGCUGAGUUGAUGACAUCACUGCCCUACAGCUAAUUAUAGGAGGAUACUAAUUGGCUGUGGGGCAGAAUCAAGUCUGCGGCUGUUAUUAUUCAUUGGGUUAUCCGGCUCAAAGCUUUAACAUUAUCUGCCUUAGCCAUACACCUCCAGUUGGGUUCAGGCUGUAGGUGGCCAGCAACCCUUAUUUAAAGGGACACUCCACUGCCCAAAUACAAAAUACAAAUCACUGUUUAGUGAUAUACCCCAAAUGAAAACCAUCAUGCAUUUAUUUAUGAAUUGGAGUUGAAUCUAGACAGCUUGCAAAAACUACAGAUCUCUUGUCUGCAGCAUUUGCAAAUCCUCCUCUUCUAAUCCCGCCCAGACUUUCUGUGACGGUUCAGUCAAAGACUUCCCAAUGCAGCUCAACGAGAAGUCUUUGCAAGGCAGGUGCUCUGGGCAAUUGCUGCCUCUUGAGUUCAGUGCAUCUCAGAUAACCAAACCAGGAAGUAACUGGAUCUGUUUGAAAAGCCAGCGGGGUGUAACAUGUAUAAUUUAUAAAUGUGUAACUUUCUAUUGAAAUCUGCACAUUUUGCAAAAUUAAAAAAAAAAAAAAUAGAACACACAAAAAAAGAGAACACAUUCUUAACACAGAAAGCUUUUCAGCAAGCUAAAGUGCUUUACGGGUCUGGAGUGUCCCAUUAAAGGGAUAAUCUAGGGCUAGGAAUACAAAGUUGUAUUCCUAACACUAUACUUCCCUCUGCCCUCCCCCCUCGCACAGCUAGCCAAACUAAAAAACAAAUCUCCCCUCUACCUGUCUGUCCUUCAAUGAAGUCAGAUAAGUACAGGUACUUUUUUUUUUUUUCCCCCUCUUUCUUCUGGCAGGUGGCAUGCUAUGUCAGGGGGGAACUCUGGUGCCAACCACUGUUUUUGGCUUGUGGAGAGCAGUGAACCUUGGAAAAAAAAUCCCUGAUCUAUGGUGGAAAGCAUACGACUGUCGCAAGUUCCAUUAAUGCUGUAGGAAAUGGGCUGCGUUGACAGGAAGCAAGGAGAAGAAACAUUUGGAAAGAGCUGCAAUACUCCAUCGUGAAUAUGAUGAACUUGCGCGGAGACGAUCUCACUGCUUGGUGGCAAAAUUUGAAUUUGGCUUCUGUUAAAGCACUUCUGUUGCCAAAUUGAAGUGUGCUGCUCUACCUGCCCCAGAUGCUGCUUUCAGCUUGGAUUUUGGGUUAAUGAAAAGUGUUUUCUCUCCUUUACUACUGUGAGGGUUUGCACUUCUGGCAUAUAACAUUUAUUGCAGUUUUUAAUAUUGGCUAUUUUCUGUUCUGGAAAAAGUUCUUUACAUGCAUGGAUACAACAACCGCAGCUCUCAAAUUCUAUCCUACUUAUAACAUUUCAAGUCUGCAUAUAUCCUGUUUUUUUUUUUUUUUUAAAUGUGUACUGUGAGGGGUUUCCUGAGGAUAUUGAGUUCAUGCUUUUCUUUCUCUUAAUUGCUGAAUACUGCCCAAAUAAACCACUAUCACUGCACUGAGUUUGGCUAAAUCCCAUUGUUCAAUUUUUUUUUUCUUGUUUUUAUUUUAAUUUGCUCAUUUAAAAGUGAUUCAUUCAUUGGAAUUAAAACCCUUUAGUUAUUCUAAUUGUGCUUUGAUUCUGCAAACGAGCAUGUUGCUAAUGUACGAUUUUAUUUUUAUAUAGAUCUGUGAGCAGUUUUUGUGUAACGUGUUUUUUUUUUUUUUGAUAACUUAGUUUCACAAUUUGAAUGGAACUCUGCUUAUGCUCUGCCAAUUAACAGAGCUCUUGAGCUGUUGUAGUAAGUGUCCCCCUCCAAUGUAAGUGGUCAAAUUGUUAUGUAAUGGUCGGCCUUAUGCUGCUCCCAGCCUGUCUGCAGAUGGGCGUGAGAGCUGGAGCUUCUGUUAGCUCUCCUGAGCUAAGCUUUAGGGGCAGCAGACCACUCUUAGCCAAUGAGGUAAGACCUGCCCCACUGCGGCAGACAGUGGAUGCACUCUGUAAAUCCUCUUCUAUGAGAAGCAUUCUUUGGCAUCCUCUUGCUGUGCACGAGAACACUGAAUGUGAAGGCUUACUUAUUUUUCCAGUAUUUUUCAGUCACUUGAGAAGUGUUCUUUAACAAAUGUAACCAUUGCUCUUUUCCGAAAUUUGUGUUUUACAUUGCAAAGUAAGAAGACAGACGCUAUACACCAAAUCAACUACAUUAAGAUGUUGUUUAAAAGUGGUUUGUCAGCUUACCUGGUGUUAGAUGUUCACCACCUGUGGUGGACCGCCAGUAUAUUGCUGCCACAGAUUUCCUUUCCCAAAGUGAAGUACCGUAGGUCUAUAGUCCAUGAGCAUAAAUAUCGCUGGCACAGCCUUUCCUCCACACAUUAGUCGAGACUGGAUGCUGGGUGUAGAUCAGUUUUAAUUCAGGCAAGCACUCUCAAUUUAUACAUACAGUAAACUCCUCCCUGUGCUUGAGAGAUAGUUGAGUCAGGAAAAUUACAACUCCAUUAUCUCCCAGGCACAGAAAAAUAUAAAAAAUUAACACCCCAAAAGUACCCCCUAAAAUCCAUGGAAACCCCUCGAGACUCACAUCCCCAGAUAGCCCUGAUCUGAGUGCUUAACAUAUCCAAAAAGCACUCGGAUCGGUUCAGUGGCAUGGAAUUUCCAUCGAGGUACAGUUUUGACCGGCCGGCCACAAGGUGGAAACCCCAAAAUAGUUCCAGUGAAAUCGUGGCCCGUCUCAGUUCAAGAGUUUUUAUAUGAAAGCCAUGUACAAUGCUCCCCUCAGUCGGUCGUUUUAUAUCUCCCAAACAUCGUUCGUAUAGAUCAAGCAUGUCAAAUUCAAAGGCUAGCACAGGACAAAUAAAUUUUCAUAGAAACGUAGGUUUGUUUUAAAAAGUACAGUAUAGAAAAACAAAACUGCAUCCCCCUUGACAAAUUUGCUUGAAAAUCUAGGAGCCAGCAAAAAAAAGUUAGGAGCCAGGUUUUUCAAUGCUAUGCCAAUUAACAACAGCUCCAGAGCUGUUGUAGUAAUUGUCCCCGUCCAGUGUAAGUGGUCAAAUUGUUACAGCUUAAUGGAGUUGUUCUCGUGUCUAUAACCUGUCCCUCCACAAUUUUCAAUGUAAACACUGCCUUUACAGAGAAAAAGCAGUAUUUACAUUGUUGUAUAGUAACACUUCUAGUGAAAGUCACUCUAGAAUGCAUCCUGAGUCAGUGCUGCACAGUACGCAGCACCUACAUUUAGUGUCUCUACGCUCUGUAUGAAGGCGCUGAAUGUUCCCCAUAGAGAUGCAUUAAUGCAAUGCAUCUCUAUGAGGAGUUGCUGAUUGGUGCAGCAUGGCGUUUUGACACACAUCCGCAAUAGCCUCCCAAUGCUUUCCUACGGGAAAGCAUUGGAUUGCCUGAGAUCAUUAAGAUUGAUGAUCGCAGUCAUGGAGGAAGAGCCAGCUGCGGUGAGAACAGCACAGCGUGGGGGGAAAAGUGAUUAAAAACCAAAAAACCCUUACCCAUGUGAAUGGAGGGGGACCGGUCACACACACUUGUUCACUAACACACUCACUGACACACACACACUUUCACUGCAAUAACACCACCACCCAGCAUCCCUAGCUGGAGUGGUUUGGCUUUCUCUGGGGUCCAGUGGGUCUUCAGUCAUCUCACUGCUCUGCUCAGUUGAGUGCUGUUUAGUGAUACGGGGCCAGAAUUACGUCAUAUUCUGGCAUGACUUCAGGACGCGCGAGAGAGCAGGGAGGUUGCAGCUCCCUUGUGCACCUGCCUGUCUGCCUUAAUCCUCCAGGAGCCUCCCGUGGGCACAUCCCACCCUCUUUACAUUAGCUGGCCAGCCGACCGACCGCACAUGCCUUCCCUUUAGCUGGCCAGCCGACCGACCGCACAUGCCUUCCCUUUAGCUGGCCAGCCGACCGACCGCACAUGCCUUCCCUUUAGCUGGCCAGCCGACCGACCGCACAUGCCUUCCCUUUAGCUGGCCAGCCGACCGACCGCACAUGCCUUCCCUUUAGCUGGCCAGCCGACCGACCGCACAUGCCUUCCCUUUAGCUGGCCAGCCGACCGACCGCACAUGCCUCGGUAUUACUCUCUGACAGACACACACACUUGCUCUCUGACACACACCCCACCACCACCACCUCUGUUAUUUCUCCACCUCCUUGGCUGAGUUCAUCAGAAUUGAUGAGCUCAGCCAUUCCAACUCUUUAUGGGAAAGCACAGAGAGGCUAAUGUGCACAUGCUGUAAAAUGCUGCACUGGCCAAUCAGCAUCUCAUUAUAGAGGUGCAUUGCAUCAAUGCUUGUCUAUAGGGAUAGUUGCAGGGACAUGCUAUUUUCACCAGAACUACAUUUAGCUGACAAUAAUUACUUGAUUGUUUUUACAGUGAGGAACCAGUUAGACUACACAUAUUCCAGAUCAAAAUUUUUCUAUCUAUUUUACAUACAUAAAAAGUAGUGUGACUGUCACUUUUCUGGAAGUGACCUUUCCUCAAUACCUUGUCACAGAAAAAUAAGCAUUUACUGUGGUGAAAAUAGCAUCAUAAAUAAAGGGGGGAAAAAGGCAUUUCUUCUAUCAUGAUGUAUAUCUGUGUGGCACUGCUGGGGUUAAAUUCUUUACAGGCAUGUGCCUAGCACAUCUAGACUUUCACUACCAAACCAUAAGCGCAUCCCAAAGAUUGCUUUUAGUUAAAGGGAUGCUAUAGUCACCCAAACAACUUUAGCGUAAUUUAGUGGCUUUGGUGUGUAGAUCGUGCAUCUGCAGGUUCACUGCUCAAUUCUCUGCCAUUUGUGAGUUAAAUCACUCAGCUUUUCUGAGAAGAAGAGUGUGGAAGUGAAUCUUGCUGACCGCUGCAGAAGGAUUUGACUUUGGGUGCCAAGGAGAGUUCUGAAUUUUGACAGAAAAAGUUUGUGGGGAUGACACCCAAAGAUUCUUUGAACUAUAGCAGCAACAAUGGGUCGUAUUAGUUAUGAUGCAUAUAGUGUGUCCAUCUUUUGUGGUGUCAAAUAAUUUUGCAGAUGAUUUUGAAGUGUCUUCACAAUUUAGAAAACUGUUUACUACUUUACACACUCCUAGACUUUUUUAUUUAAUGUGAACCUGAAUUAUGUUUUUAAUUUAAAGUUUUGUAUUAUUUGUGGCUUUUUUUCAUUGUGUAUUCCUAACACUAUAGUGCCCUAGUCACUGUUUAGGUGAGCAGGCCAACGCUGCCAGUGUUCAAAAAAAUUUGAUUUUACUUAUGUUUUCUCUUGCAGUGCUGGUUGAGAAUAUCAAUGUUGAUAAACUCAACCUAUCCAUUUCUUUCCUAUAGGAAAGCUUUGGAAGGCUCGUGCAAAUGCGCGUUAAAACGCAGCACUGCGAAAAUCAAAUGGUCUUUCUAAGACCAUCUGAUUGUGUUGGUUUCUUUCUUUGCUUUUUCCCUGCAGUGCAUUUAGUGCACUAUAACCACUAUUAGAGACAGACUAACCCUGCAAAGAAAGCCAAGCUGUUCCUUCAACACAGCAAUAUUUUAAUUUGCCAGGUUAUAAAGGGGGCACAUGGCAUCCAGACCACUUCACUGAAAUUUACAGUAGGUAAAACCCUAAAAAUUAAACACGUUUUUGUCUCUAUUUAUAUUCGUUGCAUAUAAUUGAAACAAACUGGAUGUCCUCAAUGAUAUUUUGUUCUUUGAAUUUUUCAGGUGGUAUCAUGGCAAGCUGGAUAGGACUAUUGCUGAAGAGCGCCUUUAUCAAGCCGUCAGGACUGGAAGCUAUCUUAUUAGAGAAAGUGAUCGUAGGCCGGGCUCAUUUGUGCUAUCCUUCCUUAGUAAAACCAACGCUGUUACCCAUUUUAGGUAAGCAACAGGUACAUGUGAGGCCUUUAGUUAUCUGUUUCUUACCUGUCCAUCUUUAUAUCAUCCUAACUACAAAUGUAUCCAAAUGGUACCUUAAAUAGCACCACCAUUUUUUUAUUUAUUUUUUAUUCUCUCGCUUUUUUUUUUUUUUUUUUAUAUCUUUAUUACCAGAUUUUAUGGCUUUUUUAUGGCUAUUUAACUAGAACAUAUUUUACACAUUGCAUAUAAAGUUUUUGUUACAUGAACACUCCAUGUGGGUGGUUGCCUUUUGGGGGGGAGGAGGGAGAAAGUUAGAUUGCUUUAGCUACAGGAACAGUUUUUGCAGAUACUGUUAGACCUCUUCUUUUUGUCCAUUGCAGACUUUGUGCUGGAUAUUGUCCACUCAGACAUCUCAUUGAAAAGUCUUGCAGAUAGACCAUGUAUGCAGUUGACAUGCCAACCAUGUACUUCUCAGCGAGCUGCAUUGUGGAGUGUAUGAACUAAAAGAUUGAUGUAACACCUCAACUGCACUUUGAGCAGGACACUGACACUAACUAGUUAAUUUCUAUUGAAACCUGCUCUUUUCGUAAAUUUAAAAAAAAGGACACACUCAAACAUAAUGCUGUUCAGCAAACUAAUGUGAUUUAGAGGAGGGAGUGUUUAUUUAAGAACUGUGGACACAGUUGAAAUGACCAGUAGUCUAAUUUUCAUUUACAGUAUUUGACUUCAUAUUUAUAGAGCCAUGCCCUUUUCUGUGUCAUUGUUUUGUUCAGUGUGCAUAAACUUACAAUAUACAUUAUGUUGAAAGCUAGAAAAUCCUAAUUUGUGAAAUGCUUGUUUCUGUAGGAUAAUAGCAAUGUGUGGGGACUUUUACAUCGGAGGGCGACGAUUUUCCUCACUGUCAGACCUUAUAGGAUACUAUAGUCAUGUGUCAUGUUUGCUAAAAGAAGAGAAGCUUCUUUUUCCUGUUGCACCUCCAGAGGUAAGUAGUAUUUAUUAUGUAGAAAAAUAAAUUGAAUAAUGCUUGAUUUGAAUGCUGUCUAGACCAGAUAGAAUGUGGAAUAUGAUACAAUUUAAAUUUUUGAAAUAAGUUAUAAAGUGUAAAUAAGCCAGGGAACAUUUGUCAUGUGUUGAGUUGCCUUAGCCAAUUGUGACUUAAGCCCAGACCAGAGACGACUCUUUAACAGGAUUAGGUAGUUGUGUCCACACUGCAUUACGUUCAUUAAAGGACCAAAACUGACAGCAACACAGCUUAAUUGUGUUUGAUAGGGUUUGGCUUCACUGUUUAUUUUUGUAAAACAUAUUUUUAAAUUUAUAUAUAUAUAUAUAAAAGUAGGGACUACUAUCCUUUUUGCAUAAGUUAAGUGGACAAAACUUGCCAAUGUUCAGCGCUUAAAUUUUCACUUCUCAUUUUUCAAAAGUUUUUAAUCAGCAAGAUAUAAGAAUAGAAGGAAUGAAAACCAAAAGGGGAAAAUACAGCACUGUUUUAAGUUGUUUUUGUGCUUGGCGUGUCUAUUUGUGUUUUCAGACAUGUGAAUCAUCUUCUGUAUUUGUGUUCGUUAUUGAUUGUACAUAAGCCAGCAGCUAAUAAUCUUCCAAUAUGUUGCUAAACUAUGUUUAUUCUCCAUGAGCCUUUGGGUAGCCAGGGCAUAGCUGCAGAUCAUUUAGUUAUAUUUCAUUAUAUGUGGCAUGUUUCUGCCUUCCAUCAUAGAAUAUCAAAUCUGUGUGUGCAGCGUUUCUGCUUGGAACACUGCACAUACAGAUAUUACAGAGAUAUUGGAACUUUUGUGGCGGAGCUAGCUGCUACCCUUUGCACUUACGACUUAGGCAGCCAAGCUAUAUGUGAAUGACCCAUCAGAUGGCGAUAGGAUAUUAACGCUCACUGAGUUUUUUUCUUAUAAGAGCUCACUGAUAUGGGUUCAAGUCAUUAAAAGCAAUGAGUAAUUGGUUACAUACUUGGCAAUUCACAAAUUUCACUUUAUCAAUCCCUAUAGGAUAUUUAAAAAGCAUAUCUAGCACUAUCCUCUUAUGAAGCAUCAUAGCCACCAUUGUACAAUAAUUAGUACAGCACAAUGGUUUGCUCUUUAAAUGUUACUUUCAAUUGUUAAUUUCAUGCAUAAAAUGUUUGAUUUAAGAUUGCAUUUGCUUCUUUUAGCCUGUGGAAGACAGACGGAGAGUUCGAGCCAUUCUUCCUUACACUAAAGUGCCAGAUACAGAUGAAAUUAGGUAAUGUUUGACGAGGCCAUAUGUUAUAUGUAGAAAGUUAGUGAUUACCUUUAAAAAAUUAAAUGUCUUUCUUUCUUUAUAUUUUCUGUUAAUUUGCACAAAUUUAUUGUAGCUAUUCCAUGUUUUAUUUUAUUGGACUGAGCCAAACGAGUGGAUUUUAUAGCUAUUACUGUAUAUCCGUGUUUAAAGGAACACUAUAGUGUCAGGAAUUAUUAUUAUUAUUGUUAUUUAUAUAGCGCCAUCAAAUUCCGCAGCGCUGUACAACGGGUGGACUAACAAACAUGUAGUUGUAACCAGACAAGUUGGACACACAGGAACAGAGGGGUUGAGGGCCCUGCUCAGUGAGCUUACAUGCUAGAGGGAGUGGGGUAAAGUGACACAAAAAGGUAAGGAUAAUGUUAGACUAGUGACAGUUGCAGAAGAGGAAUCAGUCGGGAGCUAUUCCAACAUGUAUUCCUGACACUACAGUGGUAAAAGCUCUGGUUAGGUGUCUAGCCACUGUUGCCUGCCUUUAAUUUGCUCACCUUAUUUUCAGCUCUGCACAGGCUGUCACUCGCGCCACUCCACCUCCUUGGCUGAAAUAAUCAAUUUUGACGAUCACAGCCAAUGGAAGGCUAUUUAGCAUGCGUGGCAAAAUAUAGCACUGCACCAAUCAGUAUCUCCUCAUAAAGAUGCAUUGAAUCAAUGGAUUUCUAUGCUUCUCCAUGUAGAGUGGAGACGCUUGACGUGAUUAAGUAAGAACCUCUAGUGGCUGAGUGACUGCCACUUGAGGUGUUUCUAGGCACUAAUGUAAACACAGUGUUUAAAUUAAAAAGCAUGCAGGGACAGGCUGUAGACACUAGGGAAUCGACCGAUAUUGAUUUUUUAGAGCCGAUACCGAUAUUCUGUGAACUUUCAGGCCGAUAGCCGAUAUAAUUUGCCGAUAUUCUGUACAUUUUCCAUUUUGGAAAAUAAAAACUAUUUCUAAAGGUAAAUGCACAAAAUAUACAUGCCACGUGUAGUGGAUGCAGUGUGUUUAGACAGGGGAGCUGUUUGUGUAGUGGAUGCAGUGUGUAGUUUGUGUAGUGGAUGCAGUGUGUAGUUUGUGUAGUGGAUGCAGUGUGUAGUUUGUGUAGUGGAUGCAGUGUGUGUUUGUGUAGUGUGUGUUGUGGAUGCAGUGUGUAUAUAAUGAAAGCAGAGUGUAUAGUGUGUGGUAGUGGGCUUGUAAAGAGUCUGGUGGUCCUAGGAGGUAUUAUCGGCAAUAUCGGUAUCUGAAUUGGCCGAUACCGAUAUUGUCGAAAAUACCAAAUAUCGGCCGAUUAUAUCAGUAAAACCGAUAAUCGGUCGAUCCCUAGUAGACACCAACUACAUCAACCUACAGUUGUUCUGGUAACUAUAGUGUCCCUUUAAAAAAAAUAAAAAAAUAAAUGAAUGCUUGAUUACAUUUAGAAAGACAAAAUGCACUGUAAAUAAAGAUGUUUUAUCCUGAUGUAUUCACAGAAGCAGUAACUUUUGGAGUUAUGCAUUUCUAAUUCUGCAGAUAGGAUACUCACUGGAUGUAUCUGCUUCUUCCCUUAGAUUUAUUAGUUCCGUGGUAAUUUAAUAAUAUCAUAGUGCUGAUUUCAGCCUAAACUGCAACACAUAUUUGACCAUCAGUAAAUACAUUCUUCUUUUUAUACUCCUUUAAAAGCAGUUACUUUUUCCAUGGCAAAGCAGUUCAUGAAAACAAAACAUACAAAAUAGCAGUCCCAUGUGGUGCAGCAAAACAAAAAAAAAAAUUAAAUAGCUGAAUGUUAGAAUAACUGCUCAUCAAGCAACUUUGGCCAGAAGGGUGCAUCAACCAUGCACCAGGGAAGAAAAAACAUAGACUGAGGAUAAUUUAUAUUAUUUGGGGUGGAUUUAUUAAAAAUUCUAAUGAAAUUAUAUUUUUGGCAUAAAACAAAUAUAUUUCCCUGACGUUAAAGUAAAACCUAUCAGGAGGUUUUUUUGUUUUGUUUUUUCACUUUCUCUAUUGCAAUUUAAAAAACAUCCUUAAUUGUCUCCCUGCAGUUUCUUAAAAGGAGAUAUGUUUAUUGUCCAUAAUGAAUUAGAAGAUGGAUGGAUGUGGGCCACCAAUCUACGUACAAACGAACAGGGUCUUAUUGUUGAAGACUUGGUUAAGGAAGUGGUCAGUAAAUAUUUCCUUUGUGUUGUAUGGUGUGUUUUUUUUUUUUUUCUUGUUUUCUUGAAAGCUGUUUCUUUUACACGUGGAAAUGUGAUCAGUGCAGGUUGAGAAACUGCAUGUGACAUGUGGAAUACUCUGAGAGCACCAGUGUAUUCAGCAGAUAUUGUUCCUGUAAUGAGAGAUUCUAGUUUUCACAUGAAUGUGACUGGAGAGACCUGUUUAAGAUCUCUUCCAUGGACCUGAAGCAACAUGUCUUACAGUGGGAACAAUGAGCAUCUGUUGCUGAUUGGAUCACUCUGUUUAGUUCGGGAUUGAUUAGACUGGUAAUGUUAAAAAACCGUUAUGGGUGCAUCCUUCUAAUAAAAACAAAAAACAAAACUUGGUUUUACAGUUUAGCUGUGUUUUGAAAAUUACAUCUGCCGCAAUUCCUGGGUUUUCAUUUCUACAUUAUUCCACAGCUCAUCUUGUUGCAAAUAAUGUGUAUAAGGAAUAAUCUUAAUCCAAUGUUUAGCUACUAAACACCUAAUUUACCCCAGUACUAAAUGUAACCCACCUCUAGUCCAAACUAAUCCUAAAACACCCAGUGUAACCAAAUUCUAAAUAAACCCCACUCUAACCCUGAACCCAAUAAUCUAAACAUCCCUUAUACUAUAACUUUAUUUAUAACGUAAACGUCUCUCAAGCUUUAAAUCCUCUUAACACUAAAUGCACUCUAUGCAAUCUUCUAGCACAAUAUAUUACCCGCAGAAAUAUACACAUACGUCUAUUUAUACAUAUGCAGUUGUCGAAAAUAAGUUUUGUGUUUUUUUUUGCUUGCAGAUUGUAUUAUGCCUGCAGUGGCAAUUUAAUAAUUUAAUUAUACUUAUUUCAUCUGCCCUUUUUGGUUUUGUGAGCAGGUAACGUUUUAGAAUGUUGUGCCUAAUGGAACCUAACAUGUACAUUUAGCAGUGUUGGGGAUCUCUGGCAAUUGUGCCAUUCUUGUUUACACUUUCUAGGUGCAGUCUCAAGUCAAAGUACUAGUCAAUGAAAGAAGCACUUAAGGACAUUAGUACAACUUAUAGGGCUGCAUGCACAUUGUUUCAACAUUUCAGUCCAUUUUCUCUGGUUUAUCAAGAAAUCCCUGAGUUGAACUUCUAUGUCUUGCCCAAGAUAUGAAUUUAAAGCUUCUUCUAUACAUUAUGUACAUUCCUAUACAUGCUUAUCACUCAUCUGACUUCACUAACUUCCCUUCUCUGCUGGAAGGUGAUCUUGGUUCCAUAGACUGAUUAAAAAAUACCUCCACAACUCUGCAUCUUCCUCCUACUUAAAGGGACACUUCAGACCCCUAAAUCACUUUAGCUUGCUGAAAUGCUUUGUGUGAAGAGUGUGUCCUCUUUACAAUGUUCAGAUUUAAAUAGAAAUGAGACCAACAUAAAUUAACCUGGUUACUUCCUGGUCAUUUAGCCCAGUGGAGCUAAACGCCAGAGGCAGCAAUUGCCCAGUGCACCUGCCUUGCAGAGACUUGACUCAUUGAGCUGCAUUGUAAUGUUUGUGAUUGUAAAGCCGCAGAAAGUCUCAGUGGGUUUAGAAUGGAAACUUGCAAAAGGCAGCAGAGAAGAGACUGUAGUUUUUGCUGGCUGUUUUUAGAUAAACAUGCCUAAAUGUGCCUGUUUUCAUUUGGGAUAUAUUUUGAUCUUUAUUUUUUUUGGUAUUUGGGCAGUGGAAUGUCUCUUUAAAGCUGUCUAAGUCUCAGCAAAGUUUUUCUCGUGUUGCCCCAUAAUUUGGAACACCAUGCAAAGGCUAUUGUAGCCUCCCUUACUAUGUUUUCAUAACUCAUCCCAUGCGUUUAAAGCAUAUUCUAUAAACACCAGCUCUCAUUUUUCAAAUCUACAUCUGACCAAUACAAUUUCUGUUACUCAGUCUGGUGGUGGUGUUCAUUUUCACCUUUGUUUUAUCAAUAUGUAUCUGUCUGUUUAAUUUAUGUCAAACUGUCAAAAUAAUAUAAUAUAGGUUUAUAGAGCAGUCGUUCGCAUGUGGCUGUCUAGUUUCCCUUAGUCAGUGGUUGCAGCUUAUUUUGGCUUACAGAGCACUUGCAUACAUCUCAUCUGAUACAUGGAAGUGCUAUUAAUUGAACUAUCUGUCCCAUAAUCCUGCUCUACUGAGGUUCAGGAGACACACUAGUAAUGCCAGAAUCCUAAUAGGCUGAGCCACUUCUGGGUUUUAACCCCUUAAGGACAUGUGACAUGUCAUGAUUCCCUUUUAUUCCAGAAGUUUGGCCCUUAAGGGGUUAAGUGAGCUCACCACAGAAGCUGCAAAACCUGGUUAUGUUCAGGGAAUCUGAAAUGCUUAUCCUUCUUUAUUUAGUUUUGUAUUUUUUUUUAAACUUUGUUUCUAUGUAAUGCUUUAAAAACAAGGUCACCAUUAAUAUAUCCUGGGCUGCAAAUUUAAACAUGAAUAUAGAAUAAAGUUUUUUUCUGAAUCUUUACAAUAUGUUUUUCCUUCAUUUUAAUUUCCAUUUUUAUUUUACAGGGGAGGGAGGAAGAUCCUCAUGAAGGCAAGAUGUAAGUAUAUGUCUAAACCAUUCUGAAAUUCUUCUAACCUCAUCCUGCAUUCUGUCUUUGUAGCUCACAGCAAAACCCAUAUCCAUUACAACUUCCUGCCCCAAUUGCUCCCUUUUAGUCCCAGAUUAUAUUUGUCCUUUGUUAAAGGGGUGUUUGACCUUUAACAUGGAGCUAUUAUUCAGUCUGCUUGGCUUCAGCUUUCUGCUCAAGGGGAAACCUGUUUUGCAUUCUCUUUGAUGUGGAAGAAUUAGUUAGUAAAUCUGUCAAGUUGUUUAUUUAAAAUUUUGUCCAGUAUUUUAAAAAUAUCUCUAAAAAAACUCUCCAUGAAAUACAGCUUUUAAAUAUUCUUACAUGAAAUGAUUGCAUCUAAGCACUUUUUUUGUGAGUGGACGAAAUAUUUGGGAAAUUUGGAAACCACAUUUUUACGUUUGCAUCAGUAAAUAUAUAUGGCAUGACUUGCUUACUGAGGUAAUGUAAGGUUUACAUUCAUGUUCCCCACACCUUUCUGUUUAUCACUAUAGGCACCUCACCACUUCAUCUCAUUGAAGUGGUCUGGGUGAAGUGCCUCUGUCCGUUAAACCCUGCAUUGUACAACAUUGCAGUUUUUGAGAUCUGCAUUGUUUACAUUGCCGGGCUAAGACAUCCUCUAAUGGCAGUCUUCCAGACAGUUACUGGAGGAGCUUCCUGCAUUUUCAAAAAACUCUUUGAGGAAGUUGAGCGACUUCAAAAUACCCAAAGGAAAGCAUUGAUUUAAUUAAGUUACAAAGCACUUGUGAUGCUUUCUGUACAUGCACAUUAGGUUCCUCCAUCAGCGUGGUGCCGCUAGAGGAGAUGAUUGGAAUGAGGUAAGUGAAAAAAAAAAAUCACUUUACAUGCUGGAGAUGGAGUGAGGCUGAAGACAUAUGCAGAGACACCAUGGCGUUAGGAAUACUGUUUUGUAUUCCUAAUGCUAUAGUAUUCCUUUAAAUGUAGUUGAAUAGUUGGCAAGACUUGUUUUUAUAUUUGUGUACAGUGCAAGCAGGACAUAUCGCAGAUCUAUACUGUUGAUACUUCUUGCAUUUUUCAGAGUCUAUUCCGUAAAGAAUAGACUCUGUUCUCUAACAAAUUGCCCUAAUCAAGUACUUCAUUGCAACUGCUGAAUGCCUUGGAGAUGCUAAGGCAAUGCUUUCCCAAAGCAUUGGGAGGAUAUUGUGCAUGUGCAGCAAAACGCUGUGCUGCGCCAAUCAGCAUCUCCGAAUAGGGAUGCAUUGAAUCAAUGCAUCUCUAAAGGGAGCGUUCAGUGCCUCUAUGCAUAGCGUGGAGACUCUGAAGGUACCAUCUAGUGGCCACCUGAGUGACGAACACUAGAGGUGUAACUAGGCAGCAAUGUAAACACUGCUUUUUCUUACAAAAGGCAGUGUUUACAUUGAAAAGCAUGCCGGGACUGGCUAUAGACACCAGAACAACUACAUUAAGCUGUAGUUGUUCUGGUGACUAUAGUGUCCUUUUAACCCCCUUAAGGACGGCGGGCAUGCUAUGCCGUCCUUGGGGACCCUGCUGUAAAUGCCUGGGGGCGGCAAAGCACGUCCCCGCCGUCCAUUCUACUUGCCCAGUCUCCAGCGAAACUACGCGGUGCAUGGACUCACCUGGCAGUCCAGGGAGUCCCCCUUCAUCCAUUCCGGCCCCCCUGGGCCAGGUGACCGCGAGGUCCUUGAGUAUAACAGUACCCCUCAUGUACAGGUUUUAUGGUGUUGUCAAAAAUUACAGAGUCAACUAUAAGGCUUGCGUUUCAGUUUUUUUCACAUUCAAAUUGGUUACGUUGCCUUUGAGACCGUAUGGAAACCCAGGAAUGGAAAUUACCCCCAUAAUGGCAUACCAUUUGCAAUAGUAGACGACCCAAUGUAUUGCAAAUGGGGAAUGUCCAGUCUUUUUUAGUAGCCACUUAGUCACAAACACUGGCCAAAAUUGGCAUUAAAAUUAGUUUUUUGCAUUUUUCAUGCACAAAUAUUAUUUGUAUAAUAAAAUACAUUUUAUUUUGUAUCCACUACCUCCUUUCCUUGGGUAUUUGGAUCAGGCAGGGCUAUUCACUAUAAGCCAAAUUCGGUCCAAAUAUAACAAUUUGGAUAAAAUGAAGUAAAAAGAAUUUACAUUUAUUAACUUAAUAGGAUGCUUUGGACUUCUUCAAAGGGUUAGCACUUUCUCCCUAGUAGGUAUGAAAAUAUUGCUAAUGGCAGUUUUAUCUUGUAUUUACAGUUGUCUGCCUGCCAGUUUGUUCCAACUGAAUUGUGGAAAUUAGACAGCUGACAGCCCUGUGUAAUUAUUAUAUUUGAAUGUGCAGUUGCUUAUUUACAUCCUUAACUUCUGUAUUUCAGCCAUUUGGUUGCAUUUGGACAGAUUGAAAAUCAGUCUAUGUGCAAUCUCAUUCAGAGCCUCACUUUGGCAAUUGUAAUUUUUUUUUUUAAUUUUCUGCAAAGCAACAGAAUAACAUGUCUUUCUGACUCUUUUUAAUUCUCGUUUGUUCAUUUUUUCCUGCCUAAUAUUACGGAUUUAUCUUCUUUUGUGAAUGCAAUCCAUAGUAAAAUCACAAAAAUAAAAGAUUGAAGGAUUAUUAUUUUUUUCAGGCUCUGGAGGAAAAUGCGACACAAACAACAAUAUUAUGGUGUGAAAAUAGGCAGGCCAUUUUUUAGACAAAACCUCGAAAUUUUGGAUUUUGCAGUCCUAAGGAUUUCUGCUAAUCUUGACCUGUGGCAAUUUAAUUUAAGUGAAUAACUGGUGCAUAUGUGGAGAUUUUCUCCAUGUGGCUUUUUGCUAGUCACAUGUGUAACCUUUAUCAUCCGUGAAUUGGGACUCAUAAGAGAGUUAUCUACUGAGGUACCAUGCAAACUGUGGGCCACAAACACAAUUUUGGAAAUCUACCGUCUAAAGAAGGAUGCUACUGCUGUAGGGCAAAUGUUGGAUGUCACUGCUAGUACAAUGUAUUGCAAACUUUUGAUGUGAUUUUGAGGAUAUAUGAAAACUAUUCUGAGAGAGUGCUUCUGAUCUCCCUAGUGUCAUUUUUUAAAUUAGUAGACAACACGACAACACUUUUUCUGUUCAGAAAAACAAAUGUAAAAGCUUAGAGGUAUAUACAGCAUUGUCACAAAAGCUCCAUGAUAAACAUAUUUUUACUGAUUCUUAUUUAAGAAUCUCUUGUGAGUCUAAACCCUCCUUUUUAAAGUUUUUUAACUUUGUCUGCAAAAAGCAUUUUAGCAUGUCUGGUGAUUCAACAACUUUUUUUUUUCUCAAUCUAUCAUUUUCUCUACAUUUGUAAAGAUGGUUCCAUGGAAAAAUCUUCAAGCAAGAAGCUUACAACCUUCUCAUGACAGGUAAAUGUUAAAAUGCAAGUUGUAAUUUAUUUUUUUUUGCCCCCCACAUCUGCCACUUGAAACUUGGCUUUGAACCUUAACGCUAGAUUAUCUAUUAGCUCAGUGAAGUGCUAUGCAUGUCUAGGUCCAACUGAAGAACUAUCUUCAUUUAGCUAUGCCGUGUUGCUCAUCUCUCUUAGAAGCAUUAUUUAUGGAGAACCAUUUGAAUAAGCACACUCUUUUAUUUGCCAUGAGAAGAAUUAAUCUAAUCGGAGUCAUUAUUGACCUCAUUCAUUCUUAAUUACUGUUUUUUUUUUUUUAUAGAAACCAUUUUUUUAUACUAAUUUGACAUUUCACUGAAGCAGAGUUGUCCGUCCUUUCCCAUACUUUAAGCAUGAACUGUCGAAAAUGAACAUAAUUCUGUUUAGAUCUGUAUUUACAGUUUGCAGAUGCAAAAUCUCUCAUUCUUUUGACCUCUAGGCCUUUGCGAUAUCUGUUUUAGUGCUUUGGCUAUCUGUGUAUGCAGAGCUUCCAGAAUUAUUUUUAUUAUAUCUUGGCACGCAAAUGUCUGGUCAUCACACCCUUCGUGCACUUGUAAAUUAGAAUCAAAUUGUUUUUCACCUCCUGCAAAUUAGCAAAGACCUGUGAAGUUGAUGUCAAAGGCUGCGAAAGAACUUCAGGAAUACGCCCAUUUCCUGCAAAAACAUGCUUAUAGCAUGAACAUUGGCACUAUGGCUGUGAGAAAUCAAUAAUUUAUAGAUGAGGGUGGGCAACGUCAGAGCUUGGCACAAACCCAGAAUUCAGUCUGUAAUUUGAACUCGUGCUCACACCCACCUGAAUCAAUUAGCUGGUUAAUCUGGGAAGGAAAUUGACUCAACUCUUACUCAUGUAUCAUAUGGUGACCCUUUAAAUGUUAGGGAAAAAAAUGCUUACCGCAGUUCAGUUGGUUCACAGACAAUUCUUAAACAAUUUCACCAAUAUUUUUCCUCUCUAAUGUACAAAUAAAACGAGUGCUCAUCCAAAGGCUAAUCUUUAUAUAACCACUAUAUUGAAGUAAAGUGUUUAUAUCCAUGACUGCAAAGUAAGAGUCUGUUAGAUAAGAGGAACAUCAGAAGGAGUUCUGGACUCUUGACUCUUUGCCAGCAAUGUGAUAGAUACUCAAAGUUGUGCUUCAUUCACUAGAGAGAGGCCCAGCUACUCACUGGCUUAUUCAGUUACACAGUUCACUACAUUACAUUAGUAUUUUACAUUGUCACUCUUUUUGAUUGGUACUAGAAGGGGCAUGUCUUACCUCUACUUUGCGAAUGUAAUGUACUGGAGCUACAUAACAGGAUGAUUUGACGGGUAAUUGUGCUUUUUUUAGUUGAGUGAAAUGCAGAGCAGAGUGGCUGCAUUCAUAAAAUUGCAUCUUUACCCAUGGAUAAAGGUAAAAAUGGGAGAGGCAAAAUAUAUAGAUGCUUUAAUUUAUGGUGCUUAUAGCUACAGUAUGUCUUGCAAAUGCUUGAUAUUUUUACAUCUGUGGAUGUUUGUUUUCAUUUUAUAUUGUUAAAAGAAUAUAAGAUCAGAGGGCACACAAUUUUUUUUGUGUCUGUCUAUAGCUAUCGAUCUAUAUCUCAUGGUGUCAGAUUAAUACAAUUUAUUUGCUCACAAGAUCAUAAAAUAAAAUAAAAAAUCCAAAUGCAGUUUAGUAGACAGUGACCCCUGCCCUAGUUGUAGAAAUUAUAUUGUAACAACCAAGACUUAGCAAUAGUAAACACCUUUUAACAAUGUAACUUCUCUCUCAGUAUCAAAUUCUCUGGUAAUGUCUGUUUUAAUACAAUUUACUUGCUCAUAAGACCGUAAUAAUAGAAUGUUAAAGAGGCACUGUCAUGCCGAACUUACCUUUCCUCAAUAUCUUCCUCUUCUCCCCCUCUCUCAGGAUCUGUUCUUCUUUUCUUCCUGUCUUCUUUAGUUUUCUUUAAAAUCAUAAGACAAAGUAGGGACUCUUUGCCUUAUGGAGGUUUCCUCUGCUUGACAAGCUCUGACCAGCGGAGAAGCAAAGUGUGCUUCAUUUGCGCUUGUCAGAGCAUUUUUCCCGCUCAGGUUUUCAGUAGGUCAACCCCCCCGCCCCCACCCGUGGUGGGGGCGGGGGGGAGGACAGUAGGUCCGCGUCCCCCCCUCAUUUUCAUUAUGGCCGCCACCCAGGGGUGGGGGCUGGGGGGGAGGACAGUAGGUCCCCCGCCGCCCCCCUCAUCAUUAUGGCCCACACCCGCCGCCCAGGGGUGGGGGCCUGGGGGGGAGGACAGUAGGCCCCCCCCAUUGUAAUUUAUGGCCCCCACCUGCCGCUCAGGGAUGGGGGCUGGAUAGUAGGGUUUUUUUUUUGUUUGUUUUUUUACAGUAAGCAGCCACAGGCUGCUCACUGUUUAGUAGACAUGCCCCUACUCGCGGUAUAGCUAGUAGGGGCAUUGGGGAGAUUUUAAUCCCCCUUAUGCUAUUAUGGGGGUCAUAUUGACCCCCAUAGAGUGAGGGGGGACCUGGGGGGCUUAAGAAGUGGCGGGGAGCACUGCUCCCUGCUCCUUCUAUAGUUACAUAUUACAAGGAGGGAGCUGCAUGCCGGUAGCUCCCUCCUUGUAAUAAACUGCAUGAACAAACGAACACUGAUACACAGUGUUUGUUUGUUCGUCUGACAUUUCUAUUCAUUCAUUCAGCCUUCUGAUGAAUGAAUGAAUAGAUGAAAUUCCCGUUCGCAUGUCCAGGUGUUUCACUGGGCAUGUGCGGGAAUCUCACAGUCUAUCUAGUGUGGGCAGAUGACGUGUCCCACAGGGACUUCAUCUACCCACACAAAGAUGGCGGCGUCCUGAAUAUAGAUCGGGGCAUGAAAUAAAGAUGAAAAAUAGGUAAUUUGGGGGCUUAGGGGCAUUUGGGGGGUGACGAAGGGGUCAAUUAGAGAUAGUGGAGGCGGGAGGGGGGUUAAAAAAAAAAAAAACGGGAUUCAGCACGACAGUGCCGCUUUAAGUAGAUAUGCUAAUGGUUUAAAUAUGUGUUCUGUAUAGCAGUAUUCUAGAAGACAGUAUAACUCGCUUCAGAGACACAAGCUUAAGAUUUGAUUUGUGGAUCCUGUUUUUACUUGGACGUUUGAGAUUAGUAGGAUCUCAAUUGCAUUUUGGCAGUCUGGGACAGACAGAAUAGUUUAUGUAGUAUUGAAUUUGAUUUGUAAAUUAUGCUUCCUGUGAUGAAUACUCCUCCUGCAUCUUAAAUUGUACUGGAGUGGAGUUGAAACAAUACCAAGGCCCAGAAUGUCAAGUACUAUUUAUUAGACAUGCCAAAAAGUUACUGGUCUAUGGCAGAUUCACUACUGGUAAUUUUCUACUUUUCACUCAGCAGCAGCUAGUGGUAAUUUUGAGCCACAAUAGAACAGUUUUAAAAGUUGAAAUAUAAAAUAACUUGUAAAUGUUGACUUUGAUUUUUAGUUGGUCAAAUUAGCAGCUUUUUGGUGAGACCAUCUGACAAUACUCCUGGUGACUACUCACUCUAUUUCCGUACCAAUGAAAACAUCCAGAGAUUUAAGAUCAGUCCAACACCAAACAAUCAAUUUGUGAUGGGAGGUCGGUACUACAACAGGUAACCUCUAUUACUAUGUUAUUAGUUGUCUUGAUUAUAUAAACUUAAAGACCAAAUUCAGUUAAUGGAUAUAAGGCACAGUGUAUCUUGUAGAAUUUAAAACCUUCAAAAGCUUGGUAAAUGGACACUACAGUCACCAGAACAGCUUUAGCCUAAUGAAGCACUUUUGGUGUAUAUAGCAUACACCUGGAGCCUCACUACAAAUUAAAUUACUUUGUUUAUGCAGCCCUAGUCACACCUCAUUUGCAUGUGAUUCACACAGACUUCCUAAAUACUUCAUGUGAAGUGAGAGCUAUUGUUUACAUUUCCUUUAUUGCACCGUCUGUUUGAUUUAGAAGUUAUCUCCUGCACUGUUAAUCGCUUGCAGGAGCGUCCUAUAUGUAAGUAAAGCUCAAUUUACAGAACUGGAGAUGAAAACUUCUGAAGUAAGUUACAUCUGAUAAAAAAAUUCAACCAUUUUUUUUUUCCACACAGACUGUGAAUCAGAAAGGGGAGACGCAGAUAGGUCCGAAUAGACAGAAAUAAAAGUGAUUUAACUUCUGAAUGACAUAAUUGAACAGUUAGACUUCAGAGGCAUGAUCUGUACACAGGCUGCUUCAUUAAGCUAAAGUUGUUUUGGUGACUACAGUAGCCCUUUACGUUUCCAAUAAACAGCAUACCUGUCUGAUCAAUAAGACAAAAAAGCAGAAGUGUAUUGUGUAAUUUUGAGUAGCUAGAAGUAAAAAUGCAAAUUGCAGUGAAUUAGCUUUAUAAUGGAAAGUACAUGUGAUUGAGGGCAGACUAUGCUAUGUAUUACACAUUUUAAUUUAUACAGGGGAUUACAGCUAUUUACUUUGGUAUUUUUUUCUUAAAUGAGGUAUGAUGUGUGAAUCUUUUAUUGCAACAAUUAAUUUAAUUCAAGCAACAAAAAGUUUUAAAUUGUCAGGAUUACAGAUUUACAAUUUCAGUGAUAAAUUUCGCAAAAAGCAAUUAAGCACUCCCUGGUUGUCUUCAAAACACGUUUUUAAGACACUCUUGGCUCCCGUUGACCAGUUUCAAUGCAAUACGAAGAUAACAUUGGAUAAACUUUUUGAUGUUCUUGCAUUUGCUGUACCUUCUCAGGUUAGGUAGCAUUUGCAUUGAGCUCUCUCCAGACCAUAAAGUGACUUGUGUUCCCUUUUUUAGAUUUACUCAGCCGUAUCCCGUUGUUCUUUGGUUUUUCUAAAAGUGACUUGUCCAGGCGCUCCCAACCCCUUAAGGACUGCGGACGUACUAGGUACAUCCGACAAAACGGUCCUUAAGGUACAUCCGCGACAAAUAUAUUCCUUACCCGAUCGGCGCCGUUGCUCCUGGUCUGGGGGGGCUGCCUGAUAGCCCAGACAGAUCCCUCUCGGCAAAUUAGGCCCCCACGGACAAUGUGAUCACUCUGAAAGAGUGGUCACAUGGCCUCAAUAGGCGUCUCCCUGCAUCUGUAAAAUAAAAAAUAAAAUAAAAAAAGAGAUUAUACAUAUAGUCAUGCGAAAUGUUUUUUUAUUAAUAUAUACAUAUUAGAGUAUGUAUAUAUAUAAUUAAAUAUAUUGUGUGUGUGUAUAUAGAUAUAUAUUUAUUUUCAGAAAUCUACACGUAGACUUCAAAUAUAUAAAUAUGUAUAUAUAUAUAUAUAUUUAAAUUCUAUGUGCAUAUUUAUGUAGUAAUUUUGAUUGCAAUUUUAGGGACCUGCCUGACAACCCAGGCCAAAAGUCCAGAGAAUUUAAAUUUACUAGCACUGUAUUUAACCCUGUAACUUUCCAUGACACCCUAAAACCUGUACAUUGGGGGUACUGUUUUACUCUGCAUACAUCGCUGAAUACAAAUAUUUGUGUUUCAAAAUAGUAAAACAUAUCACAGCGAUGACAUUGUCAGUGAAAGUGAAGUUUUUUGCAUUUUUUUUACACACAAAUCGCACUUUCACUGAUGAUAUCAUUGUUGUGCUACGUUUUACUGUUUUAAACCACUAAUAUUUGUGUUCAGCGAAGUCUCCCGAGUAUAACACAUGUACAGGUUGUAUAGUGUUUUUGAAAGUUACAGGGUCAAAUAUAAUGCUUGAUUUUCCAUUUCUUUCACAUUGAAAUUUGCCAGACUGGUUAUGUUGCCUUUGAGAGCGUAUGGUACUCCAGGAAUGAGAAUUACCCCCAUGAUGGCAUACCAUUUGCAAAAAAAGACAACCCAAGGUACUGCAAAUGGGGUAUAUUCAGUCUUUUUUAGUAGCCACUUAGUCACAAACACUGGCCAAAGUUAGCGUUCAUAAUUGUUUUUUUGCAUUUUUAACACACAAAUAUAAAUGCUAACUUUGGUUUGUGUUUGUGACUAAGUGGUUACUAAAAAAGACUGGAUAUACCCCAUAUUAAUUACCCUGGAUUGUCUACUUUAAAAAAAAUAAAAAAUAAAUAUGUACAUGUGAGGUGUGAUUCAGAAAUUUAUGACCAAUAACAGUGUUACAAUGUCACUACUAAAAAUAUAUAUUUUGAAACAGUACUUGUACUUAUAGCCCUAUAUCUUGCAAAAAAAGCUAAGAACAUGUUGACAUUGGGUAUUUAGAAACUAUUUAGCAUGGGUGUUUUGGCAGUUGUAGAUGCGCAACCUAUUUUGGGGGUCAAAGUUAUAAAAAGUGUUUUUUUUUUUUGUUUUUUUUAUAGUAAAUUAUGAUAUGAUGAAAAUAAUGGUACCUUUAGAAAAACCAUUUAAUAGCGAGAAAAACGGUAUAUAAUAUGUGUUGGUACCGUAAAUGAGUAAGAGGAAAUUACAGCUAAACACAAACACCGCAGAAAUGUUAACAGCCCUGUUUUUUAAAGUGGUCGUGGAGGACUCAAUGUGCCUUUGCAGUGUUUCAGUUUGAAACAGUGCACAACCAGAGUUAUUUGCACUUUUGUCCCUGUGCCUUUUUACACCCCUGGCACACAUGGUUUAGGCAGCCUGAAAAAUAUGCAGAUCAUUCAUUAAAUUAUGUGCAUAUUUUCCAUGUGUCGGCGCACAUUGGAUGCGCUCGGAGAUGGCUUAAUAGUUCAAUUUAAAGGGUUCUCUAUGAGAAACCUUUGAUUGGAACAUAUGUUGGCAGCAAUGACUGUGCAUGAGUUAAGUAAAACCGAAGUCUUUAUGUUUAGCAAUCAGAAGGGGUGGGGGCAAUGCCUAAUAGGGCAUUAUUCAUUUUUAUCAUUAUCAGGGUUGGAGUAACCCUUUAAACUUUUGUGGCAAUGCUUACCAGAUCCCUUAAAUAUUUGCACAUCAGUAAUCUAUGGGCUUCGUGUAGGUUUCUGGGAUUGUAGUUAUUCAGUAGAAAGCAGACAACUGAACUGCAACCAAAGAAACCUGAUGCCACCAUCUACAUCUUGUUGGAACAAUUCUGAUAAGGAUUGUGUUAAAAUGUACAGCCCCCAUAAACAAACAGGAUGUCUGCAGUCUCAUUCCUUAGCAAUACUAAGCUGAUUCUGGCAGAAUACUAAAGCGACAACCUAAACAAGCCCAUCAGAGGUGUUUUUACAAAUAUAUAAUCUAAUAAUAAUAACAAAGUAUUUAACCAGGAAAGGCACAUUCAGAUUACUGUGAUUUUCAAGUACAUUCUGGGGAUGUUACUUUAGCCCAACAUCCAGGGGUUGUUACUAUUACUCAAUUUAAUGGUACUCAUUUUAUCUACCUCGGAAGGAUGAAGGGCUGGGAUUCAAACCUGCGACCCAAGGGUUGAACAGAUUCUACUGAUGAUGCAUUAGCCAACUAAGCUAUCUCACCGGCAUGUAAUUGGUAUGUAAUCUAUAUAACUUUUGAGGAAAUUAAAAAAAAAUUCUGUUUUUUAACAGAAUUGACGACAUCAUAGAGCACUACAGAAAAGAACAAAUUGUGGAAGGCUAUUAUCUAAAAGAGCCUGUCCCAGUGCAGGUAAGAUAAACAAACUUGCUAUUGUAUCUCGGUAGAGUGGAAUGUGUUGAGGUUUGAGUUUUUAAUCAUUUUAUGAAUGUAAUAAAUGUGCAUAUGUCUUGUUAGAAUAGUAACAAUUCUAAUUUUUAAACUGCAACAUUUGAAGACUGAUUUAGUAAUAAUGAAGCCUGUUAUUUGUUUACCAGCAUCAAGAGCAAGUACUAAAUGAUUUGGAAGGCAAAGAAAUCUACAACACAAUAAGACGCAAAACAAAGGAUGCAUUUUACAAAAACAUUGUCAAAAAAGGCUACCUUCUGAAGAAGAGUAAGACUUGUUUUAUUUGUAAAUACUAUGAGAUAUGUGCAUCUGUAUUCAUUAUUGUACUUAUUGUCUUCAUGAAUAAGGAUUCAAUUUUGAUCUUCUUAGGCAUCUCCUCAAAGAAAUUGUGUAGCUGGGAAGAUACAUUUUAAAUGUAAUCAUAGAGUGUAUGUAUCAUUACAGUUCUAGUGAAAUUAUUCAUUCAAGCAGUAGGAAUUUAUGGUAGUAUAUUCUAAAGAUGGAAUUAUUUGAGACUUGUAGGACAAAACCAGAAAUGUGGAGAAAAGAGAGAUUAUAGUGUAACUGUUGUGCAGGACAGAUAGGAAAGUCACUCUUUGUAAAAUGGCCAGCCAGUUAUACAGCAAAGAAAAACAUUUUAGUGUAGUAAAGGAGGUGAAUAGUUCCCAUCUUUAAAAAUAAAUAAAUGUGUGGAGCAAAAUAAGGGCUUCGUGUGAGCAAGAAAGAGGUUAUACUGCGAUAUCAAGAAGAUAAUAGGCUCUGUUAGAAUACCAAGGAUAAAAUAAAUUGAUGAACUUCAUAUAUGAUCAGAUUAUGUAACCAGUAAAGAUGCAUUUUAGUGGCUCAUCAUAUAGCAUAUGUUUAAAUAUCUCUAAGGUUUUUGAUUAAUACAUACUAUCUUGCAUGAAUCAACAAAUCCAUGUCUCCACAGUAGUAAAAAAAAGUUCAACUUGGCCUCAGAAUUGCCUUCAGUUGCUCAUGAGAAAUCAAAAAUAUCCCCUGUGGCCAGCUCCCUUAACACACUUACUGCCCUGUUUUUAUUUUUUCUAUCGUCCCCAUGCUGUUUGUCACUGUCAGUGGUGUGAAAGGAAAAAGAGAUGGGAGAUUUGCAGCACUCUCCAUGGUAUUAUUGGGAGACGGGGCUAUUUCUAUGCGAUAGCAGACAUCUUCCCAGAUCUCUUGUGCAGCAUCAUGAGAAACUGCUGUGAAGAAAGUGGUGUGACAUCACAUCUCCCAAGCACACUUCUGUAAUACAGCACUUGGAAGUGCAAGGAAAGUGGUGAAAGCUCUCCUUACCACAACACAUGGAGACAGCCUGCUUUCCCAUUACAGUAACAGUUACGGAGCUCCAAUUUCCCACCCAGCUGAUGAUUAGAUGAGCAGCAGAGGGCAGGAAUAGGUGAAUAGAUUGACUGGUGUGUGUGUGUAUAUAUAUAUGUGUGUGUGUAUAUAUAUAUAUAUAUAUAUAUAUAUAUAUAUAAUCUCAGAUGCAAAUGUCUGAUUUUAUGUAUGUCUGUAUGUGAAUAGCUCACAUGGUUAACUUGUGAGUGCGGUUAUUUGUGUAUGUAUGUGUUAGAGGAAGAGUUGGUUAAGUUGUGUGUGAGGGUAUGGCUUUGUGUUUAUUUUUAAACAAUGAUUUUAUGAUUAGAAAUUAGCAAAUUACAAUAAACUUUACUGCUUCCAACAGGAACACUCCUAAUUGUUGAUAAAUUACAUAUGUAUUUAUUUUUUCACUGCUUAAUUUGUACCUCAUGGUUGAGAGCUGGAAGAUAUCUUAUUUCUUUUAACGCCUAACAUCAUGUAUUUGUUCUUUCUGUUUGCAGGUAAAGGCAAAAGGUGGAAGAACUUGUAUUUUAUCUUAGAGGGUAAUGAUGCCCAGCUUAUUUUUUUUGAAAGUGAAAAGCGUGCCACAAAGCCCAAAGGAUUAAUUGAUUUGAGUGUGUGUUCUGUCUAUGUAGUCCAUGACAGUCUGUUUGGCAGGUGAGAGGUUCCAAGUCCUCUGUUAACCAUGUUUUAAAGAAUAUACUGUUUAAGAAAAAAAAAAAGCCGCUAAAAAUUAAGCUGCACUAUUUUAUUUAUUUUUCAUUUUGAUAUGUGGGGGUUUGUUUCAUAUAUGUAGUAAAUAUAGUGAAUUUGUUUCUAUGUUUUUGUAAACCAUGUUGGUCGUUAAUGGAUUAUUAAAUGUACAGUUUUGUUCGUAUACACUUAUAUAUUGACCUGUUCUCCUGACUGAAUAAUAAGGUGAAUGCAGCUGUUUUGCAUUGGUUCAGUUUAAAGCGCUUUAAUGGAGCACUUUCAUGGUAAUGCUUGGUUAUAGAGAAUAUUGCUGGAACAUGCAAGUCAAAUUUCCACUAACUUUAGAAGCAUAACCCUGCCAGUGUGUUUAGUCUUGGUAACAAAUGAUAAACCUUACAUUUAAAAGGACACUCCCAGUGAGUGUUGAGAAUUUGUUUUUACACAGAAUUUUUUCAUAUAGUCCAUUGGUAACAAGAAGUUUCAUUCAAUAAAUAACUGAAUAAUAAAAUAACCUGCAAAGCCUAUCUUGGCUAUGUUUUUGUUUUUUUUCUCUUCUUCUAUGAAUUUUUUCUGGCAGCCACAAAUGCACACAGCUUCUGUGUAGGCGAUCUUAUAGAAAGCUAUGAAAGAGACCAUAUAAGUUUAAUGGGGAUUGUGCACUGUGCAUGAUCUUGGAGCUAUGGAGGUAGAAAGCGUGAAUAUUGUGCAGGAGAAGGGGGAAGCAUAGCUUCUCCAUGUAUCACAUUCUGUGAAAGGAGCACGACUGGUUGGAGUACCGCUUUAAUUUUUUAGUAACCUGCACAAUUUUUAAUUUCAUGCAAAAUUCUCUUGGCUCUCAGCUUAAAGGACCACUAUAGUCCCAAGAAAACAAACUAGUUUUCCUGGCACUAUAGUACCUUGAGGGUGCCCCCAACCUCAGGGUCCCACUCCCGUGGCACUGAAGGGGGAGGAAUGGGGUAAAUCCCAUACCUUUUUUCCAGCGCCGGGCGCUGAGACUCUCCUCCCUCUUCUUCAGUCAUCGGCUGAAUGCGCAUGCGCGGCAAAAGCCGCGCACGCAUUCAUCCAGUCUCAUAGGAAAGCAUUCUUAAUGCUUUCCUAUGGACGCUGGCGUCUUCUCACUGUGAAAAUCACAGUGAGAAGCGCCUCUAGCGGCUGUCAAUGAGAGAGCCACUAGAGGCUGGAUUUACCCAUAUGUAAACAUAGCAGUUUCUCUUUAACUGCUAUGUUUACAGUAAAAAGGGGUAAACCUAGAUGGACCUGGCACCCAGACCACUUCAUUAAGCUGAAGUGGUCUGGGUGCCUAUAGUGGUCCUUUAAUGUGUGUGUAAAAAAAAAAAAAAAGGUUUGCAUGUCAACCUGAAAACAAUUUCUCCAAACAAAUUAUGGACAUUUAAUCUGCUUUAGCCCUAAACACGUUCCCAAUUCUUUGCUUUGGUUCUUUUAUAGAUCUAUAAUAUAAAUGUGUAUUCUUAUUUAAUAGAACAACUUUUUUUAAUUUCUGUUUGUUUCAGGCCAAACUGUUUCCAGAUUGUAGUUCAGCACUUUAGUGAGGAGCAUUACAUAUUUUACUUUGCGGGUGAGACUCCAGAACAGUCUGAGGUAAAUACGCUAGUUAUCAAACAAGUUGCCUGAUCAAUUUUUCUCUAACAUUUGUCACUCUAUAUCAGGGGUAGGCAACCUUGGCGUGCCAGUCCCUUUUUUUUAUUGACUGUUUGCUGUUUUCUGCUUGUUAUUUAUGGGUGCUGCAGUUGUAACAGUUUGUAACAUUGUGUUUGUGCAUAUGUGCGCUGUUAUAUUAUAAAUCUUCAUGAGUAGUUUGUGGUAUUGUGUAUAAUACCUAUGCACGUAGGCUAUGUAUAAGGGCUGCUUUCCACUGGAAUUGUGUGUGUGUGUGUGUGUGUGUAUGUCAGUCACAUUGUGUGUUUGGUGUGUGUGUAUGUGUGGAGCUGCUUGUGGAAUUGCAUGUGAGAGGCUUCUUGCAUGUAUGUGGAUUGUCAGUCACGUGUUUGUGGGGACUGUGUGUUGGGGAGGUUUAUUCUGCUGCUCUGUGUAUAUUUAGCAGUGUGGGUGGCUCCCUGGGGUUCAGUGGGGACCAAACUAGACAUGUACAUCUCAAGGGCUGCUCUAUUCCAGUGCAUGUUCCCGUUCAUAGAUCUGGGAUCACUUCCUCUAAGUGCUGCAAUGUGGAAAAUGAGGAUUGCCCCCUCUACCUUUUUGCACUAGCAGAUAUCUUAAGUUUCUCUGGGACUCCUGAUAGGCCAGAGCCUUGAGUGCCGUUGAAAGGCGUGCCAUAGGUUGCUGACCCCUGCUAUAGAUCAUUCUAGAACUUUGUUCUUUUUUUUGUGAGUGUGUGGGAAUUUUGUCAUCAUGGUUUGGAGCCAAUAUUGAGCAAAAUGUGUAUAUUUAUGUUUACUUGGCUGUCCCAGUGUGCCUGCUGGAGCCACUUUCAAUGAGCCAUCAUGCUCAGCGCUAUGUCAGCACAUUUAUAUUAACAGAUAGUAUUAGAUUGAGAGUUAUAUUUAUGAGGAACAUAAUAGAACAUUGUGUUUUCAUACAAAAAUGUAUAUGCUUAAAAUAAAUUCAGUAAGUCAGGACUUCCCACCCUUUGAGACAACAAAGUGGCUAAAGUUCCUGAUAGUAUGUCAGCUCAGUGGAGCUCUUAAACUUUAGAAGAGAUUUGGGAUUGUUUUGUGGUAAACUGUUGUGUAACAUGAUUUAAUAUUUGUGAUUACAUUAGGACUGGAUGAAAAGUUUGCAGGCAUUUUGCAGUUUACGAAAGACAACACAAUCGUCCUCUAAUAAGCGUCUUCGACAGGUUAGUUUCAAUGGUAUAUUUGCAAUCCAUUAUCAAAACAUAUUGUAUGUUGCAUGUAUUUGUCAGACAAAAUAUUGUUCCCGUUACUCAAUAUCUCGCGCUGAGGAAUUUGCCAUAACCCUAAACUAGUAAUAGUUUUUCCUCAAGCAGUUAGUGUACAAUUAAAAUUAUGUUGUGUUGUUCUAGGACUAUAUAGUUUAAGGGGCAGUAUUUUUUUUGUUAGGUUAAAAUGUUGAUUUAAAAAAUGCACUUUUUAAACAGAUUGUUUUUAAUCUAGAUGUGCAUUCUUAAUUCAAAUGCUAACCUUUACAUUUUCCCUCUCACUAGGUCAGCAGUCUUAAUUUGCAUGUAGAAGAAGCUCAUAAGCUCCCUGUGAAACAUUUUACUAGCCCGUACUGUAAUAUCUACCUGAACUGUGUGCAGGUAGCAAAGACACAUGCUCGAGAUGGUCAGAAUCCGGUUUGGUCAGAAGAGUUUUUCUUUGAGUAAGUACAAGGACUUUUUUGACUAUCGCAGACAGCUAUGUAUGGUGGAUGCUGACAUUAUGUACUUUUUUUGUUCCGUCUUGAUAUCAUUGGCUUAUUGUGCAAAUAAUUCUGUUUGAUUUUUUUUCUACUAUUUGAAAGAGCUUCAGCUAAACUAGCCCAUGUUUUAAAGGGCUUAUAACAUCCCUCCUAACAUUUGAAUGGACAAAGAGGGAUACUUUAAUUUUAAGGCUUUGAGUGUGGAUGUGAACAUGGGUGGGACUGUUCUGAGACAUUUUGGUGACUUACGAAUAACAAUUUAUAGAACUAAAAUGUAAUUUAGAAGAACAAUGUAUCAUAUUUACACAGACUUUGUUUUUUUUAAACACAUGUAUUAUAUUUGAAAUACACACUAUUGGGAGGAUUAUUAUGGUUGUGGAGCUCUAUUAUACAGUCACAAUACAACAAGUAGGAACCGCCCUCAAUUCACAAAAGGUAAGGGUGCUAAACACCAUCCCAUGAAAUGGAAAUGUAGAGCGAAAUUGUCCAGGCACUCUGUAAGCUUCAAGCACAUUUAUUGGAACAAACCGAGCACUGCAACGUUUCGACCCACACUUGGGUCUUUGACAAAGUGUGGGUUUAAACGUUGCAGUGCUCGGUUUGUUCCAUUAAAUGUGCUUGAAGCUUAUGGAGUGCCAGGACAUUUUCUAUAUAUUAUACAUUGAGACACACCAACAAUGUGAAGCUCCUAUAAAAAAGGGAUUUGGGAACAAAAUAGGGACACUUGGGAGAUGUUAUAAUUAAUUCAAGGACCCAGAUAAACUAUAAUGGAGGCUGCUUCUUAAAUUAACAUUAUCCUGCUCUUUAUGUGCAUGAAAGAUGCAUCUGCUACACUUUGAGUUUACUGUGCUUCUUGUUGCAAAAACUGUUUUUUUUUCUUUUCUUUUAGUGAUUUAUCGCCAGACAUCAACAGAUUUGAGAUUAGUCUAAGUAACAAAACAAAGAAAAGCAAAGAUCCUGACAUAUGUAAGUAUAGUAUUUUUCUUGGUAUGUGACACUACUAAAUGUGCCCCCUCACAGUAUGCAUAAGCAACAGGUUGCUUUUUUCCCCCCUUCAUUGGAUGAACAGAAUAAGUCAAUUCUGCAGACAUAUUUUUAUGCAUUUCUAUCCCCUCCAUUUAUACUUUCAAUCUAUGUAUAAAACUGAAACGUCUUCCUUCAUCUCCAAUUUAAUACCCUACACUUCAGAUAUGAUGAUGGCAGGCUUUCACAUUCAUUUAGUAUUGGUGAGGUGGUGAGAUGUGGGUUAUCCGCAGCAGCAAGAUUUUUGUUUCACCUCUCACUCCACCAUAAUAAACUUCCAGGAACAUUGUGAGCCAGGCUGCUGCAUAUGAUGACAUGGGAUCAGCUCCACCCGGUGUCUUUUUUAUUUUUUAUGCACCACAAAUACAAAGCACAUACACAGUUUGAUGCCAAAAUUAAAAGUGACGUUGCCGAGGGGUUGGUUCUAUUUAAGAGCAAUAACACAAUCUGAAUGCUACGUUUGUGGAAUAGCUACGUUGUUAUGCCAGGAGUACCUUGGUGCUGUUCCAUCAUAAUAUGGCAAAAUGUAUUGCAACGGUUUUCCCUCUUACAUGGAUCCUGCCAGUAGCUGAGGCUCCUGCAUCCUAGCUGAAUCACAUCUGACUUCUGCUUAAGCCACAUGCUGAUCGUGCCACUCAGACAGCGUUAGACAAUCUCUAUCAGCCCAUGGAAAUAUGCACAAAAUUAGCUUUAGCCAAUCUGGAACUCCUGUUCUGGGCUGGGUAAUGAUGCUGGCAGAGGGGAAGUUACAAUUCCGGCAGCAAAGGGGUUAAACAGUGAAUGUUUCACAGUGAAAUGCUGAAUCUACAGGCUCUGAGCAUCAAUUUCCAAGUGAUCAUGAUGCUUGGAUUAACAAUCCAAAAACAAACAAAAAACACACCUUUUCAGUUGAUUUAUCUAGAACUAUUCCCAUGCAUGUUAGAAGUUUUGAUUUUCCAUUAUAGCAUGACCUAUGACACAGAUUUUUAAUAUUUGUGUAUUUGACAGCUGCAAGUUGUAUAGCUAAUCUUUAAAAUUGAUUUAAUGACCCACUAUUUACAAUGUUCGUUUCCGGUCUGUUGUAAAGCACUGCUUUGCCCUAAGCAUUGAUUCGUCUUUCUUUUCCUGUAACUAGUGUUUAUGCGAUGCCAGUUAAAUCGAUUGCAAAGAGGGCAUGCAAUAGAUGAGUGGUUUCAACUCAGUUCCCACAUACCGCUAAAAGGUAUAGAGCCAGGUUCCUUGCGUGUCCGGGUACGAUACUCUAUGGAGAAAAUAAUGCCUGAGGAAGAGUACAAUGAGUUCAAAGAGGUACUUAUAUUCCCUUCAAUUCUACGUUCAUAUUGCUAAUUAGCAUAAAAAUCUAAUUUUUGUUUUAUUUUGUAGCUUAUACUACAGAAGGAACUUCAUGUAGUGAAUGCAUUAUCACAUGUAUGUGGACAAGACCGAACACUACUGGCUAGCAUCUUAUUACGAAUUUUUCUGCAUGAAAAAAUGGAAUCAUUACUUUUGAGAACACUAAAUGACAAAGAAAUUAGUGUGGAAGGUAAAUGAUUUCUGAUGUUUUUUUGUUUUACUUUUUGUGUAAAAUUACUAUCUGGUUUUUAGCUUCCCGAAUGAAUUUAUUUAUCGAGUCGAGUUUACACACAAAAUGUGUGUAGGUCUAGACUGUAAGCUCGUUGUAGCAGGGUCCCCAUCUACCUAUUGUUCCUAUAACAUUUUGUAAUUGUCUCAUUUAUUGUUAAAUUUCCCCCUUUUAUAAUAUUGUAAAGCUGCGGAAUAAGUUGGCGCUAUAUAAAUACCAAUAAUAUAUCUUCCUGUUGCUUCUGUUUUAGAACAUUGACAUAUUUCACUAAGGUUUCCUCAGUUACCAGUAGGCUACUAAUUAUAGCCGUAUUCUUUUUAAAUGAUUACUCCGAGCACCCGGACCACUUCAGUAAUUUGAAGUUGUAAUGGUGCCUGGAGUCUGUAUAUGCAGGUUUUAUCUAUGAAAUGGUGCACCUAUCAAGCUUAACCCAUUGCCCGACGAAGAUGUUACUCAAUUUCUGGCAGCUUUGUGGUGUGCCAUCAAGCAGCCCAGAACCAGAGGUCUCAGUAAUGUUAAUGUUGUGCAUCUGGGCCUUUGAUUAGCUGACGUUCUUGGCUAGUUAAUGGCAACCAGAUCGGGUUCCACCUUAUGGAAGUGCCUCAUCCAGCUAUUCUAGGAGCUUGGUAGAGAUGCAGGUUAGAGGUUAAGCUGUUGCUAAAAGGUCCACUUCAUUAACAGGGUUCUGGGCCAAGGUAGACCUGACAUCAUAACCACUACAGUGAGCUAUAGCUAUAAACUGUAGUAGUUAUGGUUCCUGACAUUCCCUUUAAUUUUAAUAACCCUGCUAUUAACAUACAUAUUUGUAAUUCUUUAUCAAAGUAAAUAUAUUUUAUAAUUCCUUGCUACAGACUGUGUAGUCUGCAUAAUUUAUCAUCUCCUUGUUAAGUGCAAUACCGCUUCUAUUUAUUUUUAAAUUAAAUGAUUUUUUACAGAUGAGGCAACAACUCUGUUUCGUGCAACCACAUUAGCAAGCACACUUAUGGAGCAAUAUAUGAAAGCCACUGCAACACCGUUUGUUCAUCAUGCUCUCAAAGAUACUAUUUUAAAAAUACUGGAAAGUAAGCUGUCUUGUGAGGUGAGACGUGUGAAAUCAUACAAUGUUACAAUGACUGCUAUAAUAAUAUGGACAAAUUGGGCUUCUAAUGUAAGAAACACAAGAUUACAGUGCAGUUAAGUAUUUGCCAAAUUAACUAAACAAUAUAAAUCUUGCAAACCUAUUUUAAAUCCGCAUUGGGCCUAUAUUCAAUUGUCAGAGAAAACAGAUUUAUUUAGUUAUAACACUUAAAACUGAGAAUUGUUUUUUUUUUGAAUAUCUCAAUGAUGAAAUGGCUAAAGGCACUGAACAUUUUCUUAACACUUGCUUUAUUUAUUUUUUGAGAAGCAAAAAUUAAACCAGAUUGCAGCUAGUCGGUGUAUAAAAUAUACUUUAAAUAAAAUUUCUGUUUGUAACUUAAAUGCUUAACUUGAUAUUUGCUUUCUUUAAAGUUAAAUCCUUCGAAGCUGGAAAAGAAUGAAGAUGUGAAUGCAAAUUUGGCACAUUUACUAACCAUACUCUCAGAGUUGGUAGAGAAAAUCUUUAUGGCAGCAGAGAUACUUCCUCCGUAAGUAAAUAGACUUUCUGUAGAGAAGUAGGGAAAAUGUCCUUGUUGUACUGAAAAAUGCAUUCUUAAUCUAGAAUGACAUUUAAAAAAAAAAAAAAAGUAUCUUUGCGAGUUGGAUAGUAUCAGUGUAUAGUAUAAACUAGGAAUAAUAGCAUCCUGUGCUCAACCCCACAAAGUGAAUGUUUUGUUUGAUAGAAAGCCAAUUCAUUUUAAGCAUCCGUAUUGUUUGCAGGCUUAAGUACUUGCUUCUUUAUCUAAAUAUAUUUUAACCCAUUAAAUGAAAGAUUGCCAACUCAAUUUUUGCCAUACUUAUUUGACUCUGAGAGGAUUUGGGUGUUGUGUUUUUUUUUAAAACUUGAAGUGGGUUUAUGUUUUUUUUCUAUUACUAUAAAAUGGUUUGUAUUAUGAGUAGACAAAUAAAAACUGUGAACAAAGCCAUUUUGGUGCAUUGUAUACCGCAUUGAAGUGUCACAUUUUGGCCCAUGAAAAUGUAGGAUAGAAAACCACUUCGGCAUUUGGUUUUGGACUAAUCCUAUUUCGUCCUAAUUUGGAGAGAUCAGCAGUUCAUCUAAAUUCUACAACUUCAAAACACCAUAUGGGUGUAUCACAAAGCAAACAAAGGCCAUUUUGUUUGUUUCGUGAAACAAUCUGUCCUGUGGUGGUGAGAGUUUACUUAUGUGGUAACUGGCCAGUACUUGUUAACUGGCACCCCACCUGGACAAAUCCGUUUAAAUUGACCAUUUUCUUUUUGCCAUGUUCAAGUCUAAAUACAAAUACAAAAAAAUUAUCGGUUAGGGAGAAUUAACUUCAUUCGAAUGAGUGCACUUUCCUGUGUUCUCUGCCAAUAUCAAUUUGAACCUCCUUACUGAAACGGUUUCAAAACCACAUAUCCUCCUUUAUUUGGAAACAAAGAUGCCCAGAGUGAAUCAUGGCCUUCUCUGCACUCACCCAAACCCGUGGUUUGCCUCCUUGGUUGCCCAAGUGUUACAGAACUUACCCCACUGCUACCCGCUCCAAUGGGUGGCACUGGAAAACACAUUACUCCAUUCACACUCCUUCAAGGAACUGAUGUGGCUUCCCCCGUCAAACAUACCAUCACAUGUCAACGCUCUACCUCUCCCACUGGUUUUACCUAAUGGCAUGGUACUACCGGGCCUCUCACUUGAUACCACAGACGUCUUUGCUACUUUACACCCCUAUAACUGUUUAACCUCAGACGUGCCACUGUGGACCUAGGAGAGCAGAACUAUAGCACAGUUGUUUUGAAGGUGACCUUCUUCCCGACACUGGCAUCUACCUACAGCCGAUUUACUAGAGUGCUCUUCACUCAUCUAUGGCUCAAACAUGUCUUACAGUCUCACAAAGUCAGACCAUCAGAAGUAAACCAUUUAACCACAAUCCAGAAAAAAAGUUUUGGGCUCGCAGCCAUGACCACUACAUGGAGCUUCUGCCAUGUUCACUGCAAUGGAUAUAUUCAUUCAUCAAUGAUAAGUGAUCUAUUUUAGAUGCUUUAAAACAAAUCUUUUAAAAAGCUAGUGUGGUUUGCUUUUUGUAAUUGUGUACUAAACUUUUUUUUUUUUUUUUCUCCAAACAGUACUUUGAGGUUUAUUUAUGGAUGCUUGCAAAAGUCUGUUCAACAAAAGUGGCCUUCAAAUAACACUAUGCGGACCAGGGUUGUUAGGUAAGUUGAAUAAAAUAAAGCAGAUAUGUGUUAUGUAGAGAAAUAAGAAAUUCUCAACUUAUUUAUGAACUGUACAUACCAGCUGUCUUAUAAGGUUCAUCUGUGAAUGUAACCUUUAGCAGUGAAAGAUAACUCCAGCCCUGUCUACUAUUCUUGAUUUUUGGGCUGGUGUAAUAUUAGAGUACAAAAACCGUUACUUGUUCCUUCGUUAAUCUUUUAAUUUUUGAUUUUUAGUGUUUUAGUAGGAGUACAAUACCCUUGUGCAUAUUAGAGUAAAAAAUGGUCCUUAGCUAACUUCACUAAUGUGCAGCAAUUUGCUAUAGUCCUUUCUUACCUAACAAGCAAUAACUGUUAGUAAAUACAGAAGAAGCUCUCUCAUUUUGCCAGAAAUCUAGUUUUAAAGGAACAGUUUGCUGAAGUGGGGUGUUAGUGUCUUUAGUCUGUCAUACUUGUUUGUCUGUUUAUAAAAGGGCCGAUUUCAAAAUGAGUUGUCAUUCAGCCAGGAAGGUUUUCUCCCGCAUCACUAGCUUCGCAGAGCGUAAUGGAAGUUGAAGCUGUGCAGUGUUAGGGAGUCUGUACUACAGCUCAUUGAGAAUCAUAGGAAGGUCACGAUCGCAGCUCUAGCACAGAAUUUUCUCAAUGAGACACCUCUGAUUGGUCAAUCCUCUGGUACAGUGACUUAAAGAAGGUGUUCUCAAUACCUCACCAUAAACAAAACAUAAAAUAAAUAAAAUGGUAAUCACGCCAGGUGAAAUAAGAGAUAUGAGUUUCACUUAAACCUCAAGGUGAUACAAAUAUACAAUACAUACAAGUAAAUAUUGGAAAUCCGCAGCAAGGACCUUAAAAAUAGUGCAGUAUAGCCAAAUGUUAAAGUGGUAAUGGAAUAUUUGAGAGAACAUACACUUCCAACAGCUACAAAAAGCUCUACUAGUAUAGUUGUGGACGGUAUACAGUGGAUACAGGUGGAUCUGGAACAGAGUAUGAUCGUCACUUCCAAGGAGGUAUGUGCGGAAAGAGAACCAGAACACAGGGAACAGUGGAACAGUAUCACAAUGGGUAGGUUUAUAAAUGAAAGGAAUAUCCUAUUUGCAUUGAGAUAAGCAAACUAUCUACUGGUGGUGGUAGUAAGCAGAGGUGGUUUAAUCCCCACCUGAGGAUAUAUUGGAACCAGUGGUACAGAUGAGAUGUAAUAAAUUAGUAGUAUAAAAUAAUAUACUUUAUUACAUCAAACAAUAAAGAUAAUGAAUAAAAACUAGAUAUACCAAGAUAUAUAGUUAAAAUAAAAUAAACUUCAGAGGUGUAUACAGAGGUUGUGAAACACGUUAAGUUAAAUGUUUUUCUGUGUAGAUGAAAAAAAUUACUUGUCUUUUCCUUCUCUAUUAUUUUCUCUUCUAGUGGGUUUGUGUUCCUACGACUAAUCUGUCCUGCCAUACUUAAUCCAAGGAUGUUUAAUAUCAUCUCAGGUAAAUUAAAAUGUGCAUUAACAAAGUUCUUACAAUGUUUUUAGAUGAAGUGCUAUGUGUGGUAUUAUAAAUGAUCUAGAUCAGGGCUGUCAAACAUACGGACUCCAGAGCCUCCAAAUUCAGCCCAUGGCUUUUACCCACACGAAAGGUGGUGGGAAGCUAAAAACUGUGAAAUAAAAUGUUAAUUGUUACUUAUAGGUGUGUGUGUCGUUUUUUUGUAUGUGUACCUGUGUUUCUAUGUAACAGAGUGUCUGUGCAUAUUUGUGUCGGUGUGCAGCAAUGCAUACAUCCCAGCAUUUAAACACCAAUACAGCUUUUAAACACCAACAAUGCACACAUACACCCUUGCUCUCAAACAUGCAAACACAGUCCUGAAUUUAAAUGCCAUUACUUCAAACAGCAUUGAACUACACACAAAUACACCUUUUUAUUGUUGUAAGUAAUACAUUACACUUUACAUUAUGUUAAGUUGUUCUUUGUGCAUGCUCUUUCUUCUUUGCGUGUGCAUAUGUGUAUAUAAAAUGUAUGCAUUUGACCCUCUAUACCUAUUUCAGUGGACACCCCUGAUCUAGAUGAAGCUAGGCUACCUCAAUUGUGCCUAGUAAAUACUUGCAUAUUCAUUUAUAUCAUUUGGUUUUAAAUGUUGUGCCGGUUGUGUCCUGUUUAUUUUCAGUUUAAGUAACUUAUUUGAUGUUUACCCUUUGCCAGAUUCUCCUUCUCCAACUGCAGCAAGAACGUUGACGCUGGUCGCCAAGUCUCUUCAAAAUUUAGCAAAUUUGGUAGAAUUUGGAGCCAAAGUAAGUAGACGAAAUAUAGUAAAAUGCCAUGAUUAUUUGGUGUUAUUGCACAGCAGUUAAUUGGGGAUUGCAUCAAACGUUGUAUAGGUACCAUACUGCUAUAAAUAGCAUUCUGUUUACUUUGUGUGGGUAACCGUUUAUCUGAGUGGACCCAGUCACCACUCUCAGUAUCUGCAUUGUGGAUGUACAAAUGGCACCGUCAUCUGAAAAUGGUUCUGAGUUUAAUUCAGUUUGACGACUCGGGAUCACAUUUUUAGGAUCAACAAACAUGCAUUUGGUAUAAUGUAAACAAAUCUGUAUAAAAUCCUGCAACUGUGGUUCGUCAGAUGUAUGGUUUUAGUAUGAGUGCUUGGAGAGUUCCUUUAACCCAGCUAUGAAACCUUUAUUCACACUUUGUAUGUAAAUCCUCCUUUCUUCUAGUGACUUAUGUAGAACUAACUUAGAAGCAACCUGUGUCCUUUGGUUAUUUGAAAAGAAAACACAUUUCAUAGUUUGGGGGUUGUUUAUAUGAAAAACAAUCACUACAACACUUUGCAACUUUUUCUCUUUUUUAAUCCAUUCAUAUUCUUGUUCUGCUUAACUUCUCCUUCUGCACAUGUUCAUAUCUACAAUUAAUUAGGUUAAUAAUUGUUAAAACUUUUUUUUUUUUUUUUUAACAAUGUCAUCUGGCAGAAUCUUGGGUUUCAGGGAUGUUGGUUACUGUUCUGACAUGUAUGUAUUAGCAAUCUGUAGGAAAUAGUCAAAUAACUACAGAUAGUGUGAUAAUUUGGCCGUCCUAAAUUGGUUCUCUGAGAGUAAACCUUUCUAUAAGUCUAGUUUACAAUAAUUUUGAAACCUCUAGCAAUUAUUUAAUGGUACAAGUGUAGUUUAGUUCCCGUAUAACUGAGCAGGACUAUUGUUGUAAAUUGAGCAAAUUAAUAAUUUUCAUGUAGUAUUUAAUAAACCUCGGAAUGUAAUUGAUGCAUGUUAGUGUGUAAUAGUUGUUAUAAAUAUAUAUUAUUACUAAUCUUACGGACUUUAAGGCUCAUUCCCAAAAGGCAGAAUUAAUGAAUUCUGUAACUUGCAAAUGUGUAUGGUGAAUGGGCAUCCAUUAUAUACUUAUUCAUGUUACGGUAUGCCUUUGUGUGUGCAGUGCCAGGAGCCCACAGAAGCACUUUCGAAUGUUGGCAACUAAAAUGUGUCUGAAUCAAACUACUCUAAAUAAAUGUGUAAAAUGAAAUCGCCCCUGUAUGCCCCCCAUAUUUAAUAUGAAAAAGACUUUGGGCAUACAGGAAGUACCAGCACCAGUUUGGAGCUCUGAGACUCUUACAUGCAUUAAGUACAUAAUACGUUCUAACAACAAUUCCUUUUAUUCUGGUUGGCACGGGAGGAACAUGCUGCUGCUGUGCCACAAAGCUGCGUUUUUUCCUCCGGAGCUGUAAGAAAAUGAGUUAUUUUUUUUCUCUUUAAUCUUUUAACUGGUAUCGCUUUUGCACUUGCCAUUGCAUGAUACUCAUCUCAUUGUAAAUGCAGUCCAUUUCUCAUGUUAUUUUGCCACUCUCACUGUAGCUCUCUGGAGUGUCAGCAAACACUUAUAAUUCCCCAAAACUUUGGAACCGUCUUCUUGACAAAAUGUACAUAUGUUUUCUUUAGAAGGGCAACCUGCCCUUUUUAUAGUAUAUUGAAUAUACUUUAGAAGACUUAUGCCUUAAGUGGAACUGCACCUUUAAAAUAAUUUGUGGUGAUUGCGUUUUCUGUAGUGAACUUGGCUCAAAUCUACUGUGAGAGGGGGUGUAACGUGUCAUUUGAAAAUAUCACACAUACGGAUAUAUCCAUCACAUUGUUGUUUGUGUUCUGCAUUACACACCAAAAAUUCUAAAGCUGCAGAUCACCUUGCUGAUAUUGAAGAUUGUACUAUUGGCAAGUUAUGACAUAUAUAAAUUACUUAAAUUAUUUUUCGAUGAUUUCUUAUAAAGCCCAUCCAUGUGUGUAGCAAGGACAUUAUAAAUGCAAACCAUAGAUUGCAUCUGAUUGGCUGCUAGGCUUGCUAUAGAAUUAACUUGUCACUCUACAUGUGGAGUGUGGAUUUUAAUCAAUUCUUCUUUUUUUACUUGAAAGAAAGAAAACCUUCUCUUUUCAGUAGAUUUUUGCAAUUAAUAGCUCACCUAUUCAACGUCAUAUUGUUUGUCACUUUGUACAGAUUUGAUGCAUUUAGCAAUCUGUGGCUUGUAACAUUGAUGGACUCUUGCUCUAUUUGUAGAGUGCUAUUGUAAUUUGAUUUCUUUUAACAGUGUAAACUGUAUGCUCAGUUAUCAGACAGUCUGCUAUUAUAUCAUAUUCUGUGCUUCUUUGCCAUUCUUUGUGUAUUUUAUAGCAAAGCUGUCUUUUGUGUGUGUUUUGCCGGCCUUUGGCAAAACAAGAAAUUGUCAGCCAUCCUUUGCACAAGUAAAUCUUGAUUAUUUUUUAAGUAGUCUGGUUCAAUUGGAAAGUCUCAGUGUUACAGCUUUCUAUGUAUGAAAUCAAAACGUUUGCAAGAUUAGUAAUGUUAAAGUGAUUAGUGCUCUGUGUCUGCAUUAUCUAUCGUGCGUGGCAAAAAAGAAAAGUCCCUUUGAGGUAUAAAACUGCUUUUAUAUCUGCUUUUGUGUUUCUAGGAGCCCUACAUGGAAGGGGUAAAUCCAUUCAUUAAAAGUAACAAGCACCGCAUGAUCAUGUUCUUAGAUGAACUUGGGGUGAGUAGGAAUGUGUUUGUGUUUAGUGUCAUGGAAAUAGUUGGUACAGGAAAAAUAGGAAACAAAUACAUAUUGUGAAUUUGGUUUAUCCUCCAAGUGAAAAAAACAAAAACCUUGGGGUAAUUUUACUAGUGCACUAUAUUAAAUCUUAAUUUACUUGUAGGGGAUGCGACACUCACACAUUUUUGUAUGAGUUACAAAUAAAUCAGCUCUUUAUAAGUGCUAUAUAUGUUACACUUAGUGGUUAUAUACAUAUAUACAUUUAAGGGAAAAAACAAACAUGCAUUGCUUCAAUUUCAGAAUGUACCUGAACUACCAGAUCCUACUGAGCACUCUAGGACCGACCUGUCCCGCAAUUUGGCAGCUCUACAUGAAAUGUGUGUUGCACAUUCUGAUGAACUCCGUACCAUUAGCAAUGAACGAGGCGCACAACAGGUAUAACGUUUUUAUCAGGCACUAGUAUAAGAAUAUUUUUAGUUCACACAUGAUUACUCCUAUAAAGCACUUGAAAUAAUAAAUUGUUAAAACAAACCAUUAAGACCAUUGGUCAGAAAAAUGGCUUGUUUGGGAACAGGCAAUAUGUGGGUAUAUUUAUGUAUUUUGUAAUAUCACAUACACAUGCAGUAGUUACCUGUGCACUCCUUUACAAUUCAUAUACAUCAGUAGUACAACAUUAAGCUUAUGGUGUUUAAUCUUCUUCAAAUGCCAUCCUCCUUCUGCUCAGAAACUAUCAUUGGCGUGGCAGGGUACACAGCUUACUUACUAUACUUGUAGUUUUUAAGACUACCUGUCGAGCAGGAGUAAUUCAUAUGCUGUUGUAAUUCUGGUUUUAAAAUAACUGAAGAGCCACCUGCUGGCUAACCCCACCUUGGACAAAUUUGUAACUUGAUAUAACCAUCUCAGCAGAAUGAUAAAUUGUACUGAAACCUUUAAUAUUUAUUUAUUUAUUUAUAUUUCAACAGCAUGUUCUGAAAAAACUCUUGGCGAUUACAGAGCUGCUUCAACAAAAACAAAACCAGUAUUGUGUAACAAACAACACCAGGUAGCAGCUACGAGCACGCAAGCUGGGUGGAUAGAGCAUGCGCGCACCUGGAAAUCAGUUCACAAUAUCACUUCCUCCUGCUCUUUCCAGAACAAAUAAAAUAGCACGUAUUAGCCACCAGCUAAGCUAUGUGCGGGACUAUGCAGCAAAAAUAUUCUGUUGGUAAAUGUUAAUGCCAGCAGAUUUUUGUUUUUAAGCUAUCUGUGCGUUAUAACUGCACUUUUUUUUUUCUUCACACUUUGAACUGACUUCCACUGAACUGAGCCUUUGUCUACUGAUUAUCUUUCACAGACCAAGUUGUGUUGAGAUGAACUAUAGCACAUUUCCACGCAUCAUGCCAAAGUCUAUACACCCAAAACCUGUUGACUGACAGAAAUGUUGUGCUUUUGGACAGUCAUUUAUAACUGGAUUACAAGCUAUUUUUAUACUGUGUUUCUAACUGGUCUCUGUUGUUACUGCUCACGACUGUUCAACCAACCUGAAUUAUCGUUUAAUUUCAAAACUGACAAGGAACAAGUGCUACUUUUUAUUAUUUUUGUUCUGUCUUUCUGGGAUCAUAUUAAGUUUAUGAAAAACAGAAAUCUUUUUUUUUUUUUUUUUUAAAUGUGCCACUGAUUCUGUUAAAAAUUUUCCAUCAACACCAUGUAUUCAGAGGGGGAAAAAAAACAUGAAAAACUUUUGUAAAAUGUUUACACCAGUAAAUAAUGGAGUUCAAUAAAUUUAUUGUUGUAUCUGAUGUGCAUGCAUUAAACUGUUUUGUAAAGUAUUGUUUGGUCUGUCUAUUGUGUAUAGUUUUUAAAUCUGAUACUUUUUCCUCUUCCACUAAACUAUUUCACUACAAAGAACAUUCCUAUUAAAUGAAUGUAUUUUAAAUUGGCAAAAUUGAUUUUUGUAUAGCAAAACUGCACUAAAGGUUGCCAAACAUACCCAUGCUAGAUUGGAAACCAUGUAUAUUGUACAUUAAAAAGUUAAUGCUUUUUGAAACCAAUCAAAAAUAAAAUCAUUGUUGUGGUUUUGGUGCAGAGUAUGUGGGUGGUGCCCAAAUGUGAGUUAAGCACCAAAACCACUUUAUACUUUAGUGGUUUUAUUUCACGUACACUUUAUCCCUGCAAUUUGUCAUGAAAGAUGCUUUUAGUUUUCGUAAGGAAGCUCUUUGAGGAACUAACUUGUGAAGACUUGAAAGUCUGGCAAUUGCUGCACAUACAGUUUGUCCCCACUGUUUGAGAUAUUAGACAGAGAUCAAGGAAGGAGGAGCUGCCCGGCAUAAAUUGGAUAAAACGGGGUGAGUAGAGUACUCUGCUCAGAUGGUGGCAUGGAGUGCAUUAAAACUUGUACCGUGAGCUAUAAUUGAAAAAUGGUGAUUAGAAUGAAAUGGAUCUAUGUGAGGGGGGAAACUAUUAAACAGCACCGUUAUGUAAUCCUGAGUAGUAUUUCCAUUUUACAGCCCUAAUGUAUUCUGCUCUUACAAAUAAAAGGCAUAUUGUUUAACACUCCGUGUAUUCCCAUGCCCCCUAAUUGUAUCGGUUGCCAUCUAUGGUUUAACAAUUUACUGGGUUUCCUGAACACCAUGCUCUUUCUACCCCAAUGCUUCUUGGACAAAACUGUUGGAGGCAGGUAUUCUCCGACAACCCUGCUGCUGCUUCUUCUGUACAACAGUCUAAAUAUCCUCUUCUCAUACAUGCAAAAAUAGCAAACAGGAUGAAAAUCAGCACAGCCUUUCCACUCCAUGUGAAAAGUGACAUGUCCUAUAUUGACAAGCUGAGUAUAGUGUAGGUAGAAGUCCCUUUUUGUAUCUCUGGGCUUCUCUUUUAAAAGUUUUCCAAGGUCAAAGCUUAUAUUCAGCAAUAACUUGUUUUACAAUAUGCCACUUAUUUUAUUGGGGCAACCGUCGGUCCCAAAUCCAUCGACCACUUGAGCAACCUGAACUUUCCACUUAUGGAAUGGGAAGCCGGCUUUACUUUUAUGAAAAAGGAUAAACCCAUCCACGCUUGCCCUCUGCAAAUUUAAUGCAGUUAGCCAAACUUUCACACGUCUUGCACUUAACUCCAUCUUAUGAAAAUAUUAACUACUGUGUUUAACGCUCACUUGUCGUCUUAGAGAAAACACUUUUACGCCAAAGUUUAUAAGGUUAUUGGAAAAGGACCCAUGCAACCUUGUAUAGAAGUGAACAAUGGCAGCAAAGUUACACACGCCAAAGCUUUACAUUCAGAGAAAUAAAUCUAUAUACUCAACAUGUAUUGGGACCCUACUUAUGUUGGUCUUUUGAUAGUUGGAGAUGUUUCAGAUUUGAGGCAUCUGUUCUAUUUCCAAAUUUUAGAGACUGGUUUUGAACAUGAUCAAACAGAUGUAGAACACUCGUAUGCCUAAACUGCCCUAAACAAACCAUACUAACCUGCCUGGAGUGAAAUAUAGAAACAUCCCAUUAAAAAAAAAAUCUAACCACAAACAGGAGUCUGGUUCUACUUUAUUGGUGCCAACAUCACAAAUCAGGACUCACACAGUGGGUUAGAAUUAAAUUAAACUACCUGGGCCAUGAAGACGGCCCUGAAUCCGACUAAUAAGUAUGAUGCAACAUUGCCACCCUGGCUGCUAUAUAAUAUCCAAUCACUACCAUACAAAUGCAAUUUGACAAACUUCCCCACUGAGAUUCUCAUGCUGCAUGGUCUGCUCUAAAUAACCCUGGCCUGCAUUUCCAUCCCACUUUUCCUCCCUAACCGAUAGCAUCAGUUUUAGUGACCAUUGGAUUUUGUUUUGGAUUUCCUUAACCCCUUAAGGACACAGCUUCAGAAGCUUGUCUUAGGCUUAAUGACACAAGCAAUUUUUGCAUUUUCUUGCUGUAUGCAAUCAACUGCAAUUUGCAUCUUUCGUUUAUUGCACCGACACAUAUUAUAUACUGUUUUUUAAAGGACAGAAAGGGCUUUAAUUUGAUGUAACAUACUUAUAAAUGCUUAUUUAAUAAAAAUACAGAAAAAUGCAAAAGUUUUUUGCAAUAAUAAGGUGUGCCUGAUUAGUGCAGGUUAAAGAAAGUAAUUAAAAAUACAUUCAUAUAAUUCUGAUUUAAAGAAUAUAAUGUGUUUGAGAUUUUAAGGUUUUUUUUGGUAGUUACAGAUCACAAAGCACAAGGAGUAAAAUAAACUUUUAAUGUGGAGUGAUUUUAGAAUUUGGUAUGUUUGUCUUGUAAGCUUAAUAGCCAUAAAAGAAAAUAUUAUAUAAAGUAGACAUCACAGGCUAUUGUCCUAAGGUUGUUUAGACACUUUCUACAUAGCCAUUUCACCACCAAUCUCUGCUAAAUAUUGGAGUAAAAUUUAGUUUUUUGGGGGUUUUGGCACACAAAUUUAUAACAAAGAACUUCUCAUGUGUAUUUUGUAAAGUUGGUGUGUGCUGUUCCUGUAGAAAGUUUUAUUUUGUGUUCAGUUACUUCUGCUGAGUACACGUAUACCCCCAUUGUACGUCUUUGGCCCUAUUUCGUGAAGCUACAGUGCCAUAUAGGAGACAUGUCCGUUUCAACAUUUACAGUAGAAUUUUGAGAGGUGGAAUUAAUGGGCCUAUGCUUCAAUUUGGGGUUUUAUAGCAGUUUUUUUCAUCAAUAUAGGCCAAAGUAUGUGGUAAAAAAUAAUUUGGGGCAUUUUUUACAUACGGAUUACAUUUUUGCUGGGCAUUUUGUACAUUUCAUAUGUGCCACUAAGUUCAAACCCCCCAAAUUAUGCUCAGCUAAGUCUUCUGAGUAAAACAAUAUGCCCAAUGUAUGACCUAGACACUAUUUUGUGAAGUUACACUGCUGUAAAAGAGACGUGACAAGUUAAGGUUUUUAAGUGUGAAUUUUCAUGGAGGGUUUUGAUGCGUCCGUGUCCCACUUUGGAACACUUGAGUAGGCUACAUAUUACAACUACACUAUAAAGGCAUACCAUUUCUUAAAGAACACAUCCCAGGGUAUUUCAAAAGGCAUAUUUUGAACCUUAGCGUGGGAUAAUUUUCCCCCUUUCCCAUAACUCCCACCCACUCCAGCUAGCAAAAUUAUAAAAUAUUUAAAGUCAAUUAAAUAAACUGAACCCCUGAGGGUUAAAAAAUAAAUAAAGGUUAAUCCUCAGGGGUUAAAAGAAAUUAGAUUACAGUAUAAUACUGUGAUCAGUAUUUUGAUCACUGUAGGCUGUGAUCAACUGGCAGGGAAGGGGUUAAUUUCUAUUUAGACUGGGCAAAGGGGAUGUUUUUUUUACUUAAAGUUUUUUUUAAAAAUGUUUUAGUAAUGUUUAACAUUAACCCCUAGUUAGCCUAACACCAAAUUUCCCACUAACUUCCACCCAUCCCAGCUAUCUAAAUAUAUAGUUUUAAACAUUUAAAUUAAUUAAUAAAAUAAAUUUAACCCCUGAAGGUUAGAAUAAAAAAAAUAAUUAACCCUCAGGGGUCAAAAAAA